AUGCUGCUGCUGUGUAAACGCGUUGUGACGGGUGUGUGUGGUGCUAUGAGGCCACCUCGCAUAGACCAGUGGAGGAUUAAACUGGGCUGCCUCUCUCAACCCCCAAGGGGAGGUGGAGCAGGUUGCCACGGGUGACGGGUCGGCAUGCCGAUAGAGUGCUCAGUUAUGAAUGGGUGGCUGCCCAGCCGCACGGCCCAGAUAUCCAGUUGACGGUGGCUUGAGUGUGACGGUCCUAUCACUCUCUAUUACUGAUGGGUCUGGGUGUCUCAACCAGUCAGAUACUGGUGUGUGUGUGUGUGUGUGCGCGUCUGCUGGGCAUUUCAUCACCACAAUGGCUUUGAAAAGGAUGACAGCGCUUGGGAGGAAAGUGGCUUGCAAAAUGCCAGGCAUUGUUCCACAUCCAUGACAGGUGACAGUAGGAAAGCCGUGGCAGAGACCCUAACAGAGACAUGACUGUUAACAGGCAAAUUGAUAUGCUAUGAGAGACUGCCUUUAAAAGGUGUUUUUGGCCCCAAAUCAUGCUUUGUAAGCAUUAUUUUUCUUAACUAGGCCAUAAGUUGCCAUUUCUAGAUGUUGGAGGCCCAAGAAUCUUUCAACCUCAGUUAGUUUAGUUACAUUGUAAACCCUGCACACAUUUCUUCUCUCAUUUGUUGUAUGUAUAAUGGUGGUCACAAGCAAGUAAUUCAAUUUUGUCGAGUUAAAAAGUAACCUGCAAUGUUGUGUUGAUUGUGCUAAUGCAGAGUGAAACUGUGUACACGUGAAUUAGUGAUUUAUCUGUUAUCUAUUUCUCUCUCACACCUGUCGUCGCUUGAACUUUAGGAACUUGAAAACAAAGUACAAAUACACUCAUUUGGCAGGCUGGCAAGCCCGAUAGCUGGAACUUUUAAACCCCAGCAUGACCACGCACGCACACACACAAACCAACACUAACACAGUGAGAGCCUUCUGGCACAGAAUUGGUGGUUGUUGUUUACACUGCGCUUCUAGUGUGUCUGGGGCCCCACCAUAGCCCCUUACAUCACCCCAUCCGGGGUGAGAGUGUGAGGGCCGAGAGAGGCGCUAGGGGGGUGACGGUGAGGUAAUUCAUUAGUUCCCUGUCCCAUUCAAAUGAGAUGCAGACUUAUUCUCUUUCGGCCUCCCGAGUUCCUCUUUACUGUUGUUCGGAGCAGCCCUUUUCCCUUUCCACUCUGAUUUCACGGCUCGGGACCCACAGCUAUUUCCUAGCCUGUUGUUUGCCUCAUUUCCAUUUUGCAGGAGAACCAAGCGAGAGUUCCCACCCUGUUUACUCAGUGCUCUUUUUCUGGCAAGUUCAGUUUGAAGUCUAUUUUUAAGCAUGGGCUUCUAUUUUGCAAGUCAGUUCCAAGUCCACAUAUCACAAGCCCCGAUUUACUACCAGUGAUUGUCUUGCUGUGCUCUGUCCUUUUUUGCCUGGUUUGGCAGGAGACGGGAAGAGAGAUGUGCUUGAGAGAGCAAUACUUAGAUCUAUGAAUAUUUUAUUCCCUCCCUGUCCUAUAUUUCCAUCAUGUCCUGGGCCAUGCCAGUACCCAUGAUAAUACCAGGGAUUUGAUAUUUGGGUGCAUAUGAGUGACCCACUGUGUUUGUAUCUGAUCUAAUUGGUUGAUGUCCUGGGACAAGGAUCUACAGUUGAAGUCGGAAGUUUACAUACACUUAGGUUGGAGUCAUUAAAACUCAUUUUUCAACCACUCCACAAAUUUCUUGUUAACAAACUAUAGUUUUGGCAAGUCGGUUAGGACAUCUACUUUGUGCAUGACACAAGUAAUUUUUCCAACAAUUGUUUACAGACAGAUUAUUUCACUUAUAAUUCACUGUAUCACAAUUCCAGUUGGUCAGAAGUUUACAUACACUAAGUUGACUGUGCCUUUUAAACAGCUUGGAAAAUUCCAGAAAAUGAUAUCAUGGCUUUAGAAGCUUCUGAUAGGCUAAUUGACAUCAUUUGUCAAUUGGAGGUGUACCUGUGGAUGUAUUUCAAGGCCUACCUUCAACUCUGUGCCUCUUUGUUUGACAUCAUGGGAAAAUCAAAAGAAAUCAGAAACCUCAGAAAAAUAAUUGUAGACCUCCACCAGUCUGGUUCAUCCUUUGGAGCAAUUUCCAAACGCCUGAAGGUACCACGUUCAUCUGUACAAACAAUAGUACGCAAGUAUAAACACUCUGGGACCACGCAGCCCUCAUACCGCUCAGGAUGGAGACGUGUUCUGUCUCCUAGAGAUGAACGUACUUUGGUGCGAAAAGUGCAAAUCAAUCCCAGAACAACAACAAAGGACCUUGUGAAGAUGCUGGAGGAAAAAGGUACAAAAGUAUCUAUAUCCACAGUAAAACGAGUCCUAUAUCGACAUAACCUGAAAGGCCGCUCAGCAAGGAAGAAGCCACUGCUCCAAAACCGCCAUAAAAAAGACAGAUUACGGUUUGCAACUGCACAUGGGGACAAAGAUCGUACUUUUUUGAGAAAUGUCAUCUGGUCUGAUGAAACAAAAAUAGAGCUGUUUGGCCAUAAUGACCAUCGUUAUGUUUGGAGGAAAAAGGGGAAAGCUUGCAAGCUGAAGAACACCAUCCCAACCGUGAAGCACGGGGGUGGCAGCAUCAUGCUGUGGGGGUGCUUUGCUGCAGGAGGGACUGGUUCACUUCACAAAAUAGAUGGCAUCAUGAGGAAGGAAAAUUAUGUGGAUAUAUUGAAGCAACAUCUCAAGACAUCAGUCAGGAAGUUAAAGCUUGGUUGCAAAUGGGUCUUCCAAAUGGACAAUGACCCCAAGCUUGCUUCCAAAGUUGUGGCAAAAUGGCUUAAAGACAACAAAGUCAAGGUAUUGGAGUGGCAAUCACAAAGCCCUGACCUCAAUCCUAUUGAAAAUGUGUGGGCAGAAAUGAAAAAGCGUGUGCGAGCAAGGAGGCCUACAAACCUGACUCAGUUACACCAGCUCUGUCAGGAGGAAUUGGCCAAGAUUCACCCAACUUAUUGUGGGAAGCUUGUGGAAGGCUACCCGAAACGUUUGACCCAAGUAAAAAAAUGUAAAGGCAAUGCUACCAAAUACUAAUUGAGUGCAUGUAAACUUCUGACCCACUGGGAAUGUGAUGAAAGAAAUAAAAGCUGAAAUAAAUCAUUCUCUCUACUGUUAUUCUGACAUUUCACAUCACCAAAAAGUGGUGAUCCUAACUGACCUAAGACAGGGAAUUUUUACUAGUAUUAAAUGUCAGGAAUUGUGAAAAACAGAGUUUAAAUGUAUUUGGCUAAGGUGUAUGUAAACUUCCGACUUCAACUGUACAUGGGUUUUACCCAUGUGCUUUGCUGUGGAUAGUGGGAAUCCAAACCUGGUGCAAUAUCGGUUUUCUUGCUAAAUCCUAUGGUAAUUGUUUGGCGUGACAAUGACCAUAGGAGUUGGCAAAGCACUAAAGACAGCACAAACAAAUCUGGGACCAGGCUAGGGGAAUUCUUAGUUUCACAUUCCCAUUGCCUUAUGUGAUGGUUUGCUUCCAAAGACAAAAUCUCUUCUCAGCUGUAAUUGAGUAAUGUUUGUGGGAGGAAUUUUAGUCAUACUUUGAGUCAUAUGUUUGCGUUGUGGAUGAGACAACCUCAUCGCUCUUUGUUCCUCAAUGCCUGCAUGAUGACGCCGCCUCACAAUCACAUGAGCUGGAGGGUGAAGAACAGGUAGCCAACAGACAGGGAUGUGGCACACACACACACAACAAACAUACAUGUUUUUUUUGUGUUUUUUGAUUGUCAGGGUGCCCAAAAAAAUGUAUAAGAAAAAUAUUUUUUCAUUUUUGUCAGGCCUUGGGGCUUUUUGUGUAAUUUUUAAUCAAAGGUAUCACAUAAGUCAUUUUUAUGUGAAGUGCUUUGAUUUGAAUUAACCUGUUUAUCCACUUGUCCUUCAGACAAGGAGGUGACAGAAAAUGUUGUGUUGUGUGAUGCAAAAAAAAACACUUUACAAAAUAAAAUGCAUUAUUAUUCCCAUACCAUUAUUACAGAGAAUCAGACAAAUCAUGCUACCCUCUGCCUAUUGGCUACUUAGCUUAUUCAAGCCUGUCUCAAAAUACUACACUGACCCUUUAAGACAAAAAAAAGCUCUUUACCUGACUAACUUUUCAAAUAUGUCUAGAAAUGUACAUGUUUUGUGCUCUUGUGGGAAGCAAUCACUUCCCUAUUGCGGACUACAAAUGAUCUAUAACUGGGCUAAUAACUCACUACCUAGCAAAGGAUAUGAACACAAUGUGCACACGUGGCAACAUGCAGCUUUCACUUAGAUCUCAAAACAAGCUCAUCUACUCACAACCGCUCAUGCUGUAAACACAGUCCAGUUCAAAGUAAAUGGCACAGAUCCAUAUAUGGCAAUGGUCUAUUGGCAUAUAGGCCUACUGCAGCUCUGAUUGUUUAUGCUGCACCGGUCUGUGUAGAGUACAGGCUGAGUAGUGCGUGUCAAUGCAAUCGAAUCCUACUCCGAUGCAUUCUGCCUACACCAAAAUCUCUUGCAUAGUUCGUUUUGUUUCGGUAUGUUGCAUUGAAAAUGGCUAAUAUUGAUUUGAUCACAAUUGCCACAGUAAACGGAAACGUUGAUAGUGUUAACAGGAUAAACUCUAGAACAGUGGUCACCAACCUUUUCUGUGGCAAGAUCACUUUCUGAGUCAAAAUGCAAGAUGAGAUCUAUAGAAAAUCUUUUUUUUUACAUGACUUACAAAGGUAAGCCUAUGCAACAUUAACCAAUUAAAAACAGUACUGUAGCAAUAAGGUUUGUGCAGUAAGCUAUAGGCCCAAUACAUUAUUGGCUUUGCUUGAAUUGUUCUGCCAAUGCAUUGUUGUUCGGGACAUUUAAAAAAAUUAUAUUUCAAAGUUUGAGGUAGGCUAUAUGAUCACACCGGUAAUAGAUCUGUUGUUGUAUUACUUGUGAGGCACAGCUGAGGGAGCAUACAUUUAAAUAAUUAACUUUUUAUUUUAUUGGGCUCAUAGUGACUGCAUCUGAUGGUCAGUCUCAGCGGAGGGAGAGAGCAGCAGACUGAGGGUCCUGCCUCUCAACAUCCCUCCGCUCAUCCCUUUCCUCCGCUGACACUGACCGAAAAGGGACACCGCACCGUCUUCUAGCUCAUGGCGAAACUCGAGUCACACCGCAUUAUUUCGUUGUUGUUACUCCCAUGAACAGAGAAAGUGUUGCUACCAUGCUGUGUGGUUGUCUUAGGUCUCUCUUUAUGUAGUGUUGUGGUGUCUCUCUUGUCGUGAUGUGUGUUUUGUCCUAUAUUUUAUUUAUUUUUAAUCCAAGCCCCAUCACCGGAUGAGGCCUUAUGCACAUAAGAAUUUGUUCUUAAGUGACUUGCCUAGUUAAAUAAAUAAAAAAGUGGAAUUUUCCUCGAUAUUAAAAAAGACCCAAGCCAUUAAUAAUAACAAUGUAAGCCUAUAGAUACACUUUCCUACUCAUUCAUUACUGCUACAGUGCUUGUUGUAGCGCUGAGUGGAAAUAGGAAGAAUGCGCAUUUUAUGGCUUAUAAAAGUGUUGAAUACAAAGUGUUGACAGUGCUUAGAAAGAACUUAAACAUGAACUCACUCAUAGAUUUAGAAAUCUCAUAGGAUCAACUUUGCUGUAGCUUUCUUUUGUGCCUGCUACGUUACUGCAGACACGGUAAUCUGAGCCAUACGAUUGGCCAGCGGUAGGCCUAUAGUGCACUUGAUUUGCUCUCCGGGCCCGCCGGGAAGGCAGAGUUUGUACCUUCAGACACAUGAAAUGGUUCAAAAUGGCAACAGUUCGCCUACCCGGCACACAGGGCAGCUGAAUCAGGUGCACCUAACGCUAACGGCCCAAGAUUAUUUAAAAAAAUAGGAACACAAGGUUUAAAAAAAAAAAUAGGAACACAAGGUUUUUACAGAAAUAUUGGACGAUCCACUAGGAAUAAUAAUUAUAAUAUGCCAUUUAGCAGACGCUUUUAUCCAAAGCGACUUACAGUCAUGUGCACAUACAUUUUUACGUAUGGGUGGUCCCGGGGAUCGAACCCACUACCCUGGCGUUACAAGCGCCAUGCUCUACCAAUUGAGCUACAGAGGACCACCUCUGGAAUGCCUUGGGAGGUCACGAUUGACUGGUUGGUGACCACUGCUCUAGAAAGUUGAAUGAAGUUCAAUCUCAUGCUUCUCUCUCUGUGGGCUGAUAUGUCUUCUGCACCUGCGCGCGCAGCUUAGAGGGAACAUUUUUACAGAGGGUGGUGCGUACGGCCCAGUAUUUCACUGGGGCCGAGCUCCCUGCCAUCCAAGACCUCUAUACAAGGCGGUGUCAGAGGAAGGCCCUAAAAAUGGUUGAAGACUCCAGCCACCCAUGUCAUAGACUGUUCUCUCCGCUUGCUGUGCAGUAGCAGUACUGAUGCAUCAAGUCUGGAACCAACAUGACCCUCUUACAUCUUCUACCCCCAAGCCAUACGACUGCUAAAUAGUUAGUCCAGGUAGCUAGCUAUUGGUGAACUAUUUAUCUAUCUGCAUUGACCCUUUUUGCGCUAACUCUUUUGACUCAUCACAUAUGCUGCUGCUAGUGUUUAUUAUCUAUCCUGUUGCCUAGUGACUUUAGUUUAUCCCUACCUAUAUGUACAUAUCUACCUCAAUUACCUCGUACCCCUGCACAUCAACUCGGUACUGGUACCCCGUGUAUAUAACCAAGUUAUCGUUACUCGUGUAUUUAUUCCUUGUGUUAUUAUUUUUAUAUUUCUCUUUUUUUCUCUCUGCAUUGUUGUAACAGCAUUUCACUGUUAUUCUUCACCUGUUGUUUCCGAAGCAUUUGAUUUGAUAUGACAUUCAGUAAUAUAGCAUUAGUACUCCCUUGCCCUGAGCAUGCACAUUUGGUCACUGGUCUCUCCCUGGAGAGCUUUUGUGGUUCCUGGCAGUAAUAGGCUUGGCUUAGAUGGCAUACCAUAAAUAAGUGAGGUGAUCGGAAAUGGCCAUUUAACAUAGAGCUCUACAUAUCUUAUUUUGGAACCACAACACUCCUCAGUCCUCCUCUGUCUCCGACAGGAAGACACAGUGAGACAUAUUAGAGCUGCUCUGCGGCCUGUUGAUUCUUAACCUGUCAUUUAAGAUAAGAUGUAAGAUUUAAUUCAAUGAGUGUGGUUGUUUGUGUGUAAUACGAUUGUGCCUAUGUGAUCUUUGCAGCGUUUGUAUUGGGUUUUGAGUGUUACAGUAGCUUUCCUGUCUUCUGUGUCUUGCAGGGAUAUACACACAAGAUCACAGACACUGUUUGACACACGCAGGGCAUGAGGACACAGAGUGCCUAGAUAGCUAGGUCAUGGAGUAAGUGGCAGACACACAGACAGACAGUGUGUACUGGACACCCCAGUGUACAUGACCAGCAUGCCUCAGAUUCCUGAAACUUGUCUGUCCCACUUUCUAGGCCCUGGCCUGGCCUGCUCAACCCUCUGCUUUUCACUGUUUGUCUCUAUCUACCCAUAGCAGACCUAGGCUCAAAUACUAUUCGAAAGCAUUUAAAAUACUUUAGCUGUGUUUGAUUGAGCUUGCCUGGCAUAAUGGUACCAUUAGAAAAGUCGCAAAAGUGCAAACGCUGCCCAUCUUGCACUCCAGGCAGGCAGAAGUAAAUUCUCAAAGUAUUUGAAAGAUUUCAAGUAGCAUUUGAACCCAGGUUUGAUAGAAAGUAGAGACCACUCACCAUGGAAAUCUGCAGUGUCAUAGUGUUCAUUGGAUAGACUGAUUCUAGUGGCACUUCUCUGGGUCUGUGCAAGGAGGCUGUUAGUGGUAGGACCACUCCAAGAAGCAUAAAAAUGUAUUAAGUUGGUGUGCGUGCGUACGCGUGUGUAAAAUGCUGUUAUCAAGCAUUGAAGUGCACUGUAAAUGCAUUGCCUUGGGAUUUUCUGUGUUGAGUAGAGAGGUGGCUGUGGAAAAGUAUCUGAGUGGUGACUAUGGAUUGAUUUAUGCAUUAUGAAUAAUGUAAAUGGUGACCGCCUCGGAAGGGAGAAAGGUGCUGUAAUGGUUUUUGACUGUAGGUGCUCCCAGGGUAGAAAGAUUUAGGGGAGACAGUAUAGUAGUGUGAAGGUAAUGGAAAGGGAGUGCCUCAAGGUACUGUAUUUGGUCUCUUCAAAAUGUAGCGAGACCAAACAAAGAACGUGCCUACUGCUCACUCAACAAAGUUUCAGUUUAUUCUGUGCGUAAUAAUGUGACUAAAUGAAUGUGAAACAGUUAUUUGUAAGACAAUUCACACUUGAAUACACACACAGUUGGACAGCAGUGUCUACCUCAUAACAUGCUUAUUGCAUUAACUUUUUAGAAGUUGUUUUAGACGUUUUACCCUCAGAUGUCUUGGGUCACUGUCCUACGUCAGAAGGCAGUAUUUGAAUGGUUACUCGACAGUCAAUCGAGUAAUGGUUAUGUCGGAAUUCAUUGAGGACACCUGUGCAAGUAUUGGAUUUGCAUUUUGAAAAGCACAGUGUGUUAAAUUGCAGGUAGCGUGCUAACAUUUAGUUGCUGUGCUGUGCCCCAAUUCUGUUUGCUGUCAGGGUAACUGGCAUGGGGUGACCAGGCUUGUUGCUCAGUGCCCGUAUUCAUAAAGCAUCUCAGAGUAGCAGUGUUGAUCUAGGAUCAGGCCCUGUUUGUCCAUGUAAUCUUAUUCAUUAUAAUAUUAAAGUCCAAACAGAUCCUACUCUGAGAGUAUGGGCACAGAUGACUAAAUGUCAAUACCAUAGAAUAUUAUUCAGUGAGACCAAUAGUGUCUUCUCUCUUGGUCCUUCUAUCAGCCAUCCCUUCUCUGUUGUCCGAAAGUUCAGGGCUGCAGGCAGCCAGAAUAUCACUUCCAUCAUGACCCUAAUUUCUCUCCACUGCACCGAAACACCAUGGAAUAUUAAUCAGCCAAACCUCCCCUGGCCUGCAGCUCAACACAAAACAACACCUCUUCUCUUCUCAUUUCCACCAACUCUUACGCUUAGUAGUUUAAGGUUUCAUUUGUAUUCAGCCUACACACUGCGCCUCCAGACCGGAAUUCUUGCACAUUUAUAUCAUAGACACUACAUUGUAUAUAUCAUACAGAUUAUCAGAGCGGUCGCACUCAGCGCUGCUACCCAUUGUGUUCUUUAUGACCAUAGUCCUCAGGUGCUCAUGAGAGCAACACUACCUGUCUGUCAAGACUGCACUGGCUGUGACCUUUGGAUUCUACCUCGCCAUAUCUAGCCCAGGGAAUAUAACACGUACUUGUGUGACUGUAUUUCAAGUAGGGUAAUAGUUAUAAAAAGGGAUUUUUUUUCUUCAUCUACCAGUGUUGUGGUUGUGUGAUGUGUGGGCUGGGGUUCACAACAAAAGUUUUUAAUUACUUUGCUCAAUACGACUGCAAUUUUCUGACCUGGCUGUUAGGUCACAGAGAGGCAGGGACUCAGCAAAUCUCGAAUAGGCAGAUUGCUUUGCAUUUGAUCUUUUAAUAUAAAAGCAAUCAUAGCUAUUGUUAAAGUGUAUUGAAAACUUUCCCGCAACUUUCAUUCUUAGUAAAAUAUGUAAUUUAGCGCUCUCUCAUCCACUCAAAAGGGCACAUCAGGAGUUGGUUUUGUGGCAUUGUGAUGUUGUCUCUUUGGGGCACUUUGUCUCCUUCUUGUGAGUCAGUUUGAUCCAUUGAGAUGUGGUCGGUCUUUGCCUGCAGUCUGUGACGGAGCCAGGGUGGAAAGAGGUGUUAGGUUGAUCAUUACAUAGUUCCAGAUUUGUAACUGUCCCAUGUGGAUGACAUCACAGCCUCCCACAUGUCAGAGCAUAAGAGGAAGGAAAGAGGGGGAAGGAAAAGGAAGUCCAGUGGUGGUAAUUUUGGGUGGUGGAGACUGGAGAGUGACUUCACCCAUUCGGCUUUAGCCAAAAUAGUCACAAACCCCCAAUUAUAUAUGGACUCCGACAUUUUUGUUCUCGAAUGGGGAAGUUGUGUUAUUCCUUCACUCUAUGUUCUUCUGUCAGUACAUGUUUUAAUUCUGUGUAGGCUAGGCUUUGUGUUUUGGUUUAACUUAUUUUCACUUGUUUGUUUGGUUUCACAUGGGUUUGUGGUAUGCAUCCAAGUUGGCCAACGCCCAUGAUCACCCACUAAAUCCCCUUAUGAUGAGGGAUUCUAGUUGCCAUCCUCUGCACACUCUUACUCUGUCCCUCUUUCUGUUUCUCUCUCCUUUUCUCCAUAUAUCCCCCCUUGUGUAUAUCUCUCUCUCUGUCCUCUCUCUCUGCCCUCGUUCUGUUUCCCCCUCUCUAUAUAUCUUCCCCUCUGACUCUUCUCCCUGUCAUUGCAGUGUGUUUGGCAGCAGGCCCGUUGCCAUACAGAGACCCCAACAAUGGCUCCUCUCUCUCUCUCUGAGUACAUCACUGAGCACAUCCACAUCGCUGGCCCAGUACUUAUUUAACAGUGGCAGGCUUUGAGAAGGGGACCGCAGUGUAUCUGUCUCGUCUCAGCUCAUCUCGCAUGCCAGCACACACGCUCGCUCUCUCUCUCUCUCUCUCUCUCUCUCUCUCUCUCUCUCUCUCUCUCUCUCUCUCUCUCUCUCUCUCUCGCUCACUCGCUCUCGCUCUCUCUCUCUCUCUCUCUCUCGCUCACUCGCUCUCGCUCUCUCUCUCGCAGCCCAUGGCGCCGAUGUCCAACUAAGGGUCAUCAGAGUAAAUGCUCAUUCCAUAACUGAUGAUAUGAGCUGAGCUCUGGCUUGUCUUUUCCAUGAGGUCUGAUGUCUCAGUCAACAGAGGGAUGCCGAAGAGCUCAGUCAGUUAUGACUAGAGGAGUAGCUAGGAGGGACUAGAAUGCUUCUUGUAACAUAAAUGUAUGAAAGUAGCACUCUCGGAUGUUGUGAAUCAAUUCAAAUUAAAAGUUGAAAUGUCAAAUGGUGUUGAUAUUGAUAUACAAUAUGCUUCAUGGAGUGGGUCCUUCUUUUUUGUGGUAAUAAUGCAUUGGUCCUCACUGUUGACUUGGUUGGCUACCCAUGCCCAUCCACUCUCUUCUCUGUGGAGCUAAGCAGCAGGUUGCCUGAAUGCCAGUCUUAUUUUCAUCACUUCCUCAAGCAGACCAUAACAUGUAUAAUUCACACAGGUUUCGCUCUGCCAGGUGCCUGCCAGCGUCCCCCCAAAAUACCUAGUGUAUGUGAUGGAGGAGGUCUGGUUAGCUGUGUGUGUCUCUCUAUGCCAGGUAGACUGUACAACAGAUGGCAGGUGACUGAGAAUAACAUGUCAAUAUGGAGGAGGCCUGUUCCCAUAGAAAUAGAAUGUCCGUUCUAGUCAUUCAAUUUCUAUACACCUACUGUUCAGUAUCAGAGUACAAUUCAAAACAAUAUAGCUAUACUCUAUAGGCUACAUGCAACUAGAUUCGAUACUAAGUACAUCAUAAUGACUUCCCAAAAUCAUACACUAUUUGCUUCUUCCAGCAUUGCUGCACUGUGUGGCAUUAUCAUACUUGCCACUGUGUUGCACAGAAGAGAGUAAAUCUCCUGUCUAUGGACCUUUGUGACAUACUUUCUCCACCAUCAUUGUUUUUAGCCCUGGAUGAAUAAUUUAAAGCACGUUGCCCCAGCGUUUACCCUGAGAGACUAUGUGGAAGAAACUCGGCUCAAUGCUGAAUGUUGCAUAGGGAAUGUAGGGCGACAGUGCUGAGUGGACAAAGGAGCCAAAUAUUUCCCCCUAGGCCUUUGUGAGGCCUCCAAAGCCUGGGCAAAGUUAUGUUUGAGCAGGGAGCUUCAGGCUCAAGCUGCCAAGUGUGAGUCACACUGCCACUGAGCCACUGACCCAGCCGUAGAGCUCUCGCAACCAACACAUUUUACAUUGACAUUUUAGUCAUUUAGCAGACGCUCUUAUCCAGAGCGACUUACAGGAGCAAUUAGGGUUAAGUGCCUUGCUCAAGGGCACAUCGACAGAUUUUUCACCUAGUCGGCUCGGGGAUUAGAAUCAGCGACCUUUCGGUUACUGGCACAACGCUCUUAACCACUAAGCUACCUGCCGCCCCACCCUGUCCAACUGUUUCUAAUUCUAAAGGUUUUUGCAGGUGCAACCUGUAAUUCCAUUGUCUUACGUGGUCACAGGAUGAAAUGCAUACACAAUCAAGGUCCAAUUAAACUGUACACACACAAUAACAAACAUGGUGCCACGUAAGCCACCUAAUCAGUGUUCAGUUUACUCAAAAAGACCAGACAAUACUUUUUAGUAUGAAACUACAGAUUACACCUUUUUAAAAAUGUAUGUUUGGCUAAAUUUAUGAUCACCUUUGUCAUAAAGAGAGGAACCUGCAUGUAUUUUCCCCCUCCUCUCACUAAAUAAAUCUGUUCCUCCCCGGUAGAAUCAUCAAGAGGCAGAGAGGCAAUUACCUUGUUUUGUUCUGCCAGGGAGAGAAUUCACUCAGCCCUGACUGUCGAUAAAUCAGCCGGUCGUUCUGAGAGAGGAGUGUGGGGUAAAGUUAGAGAACCAGACCAGAGAACGGAGAUCUUGUAACUAUUAGAGUGCUAGUGGAUUAAGCAUAUCUUGUGUCAUUUAGACUUCAAGGUUUGCCAGUGGGUGAGAUGUAUCAUAUUGUUUUUGUCAUGCUGUGCUUUAUCAUUGUUGUGUGUUUUAUUGUUUUACAUUAUUGAAGCUGAGAGUUAGUUGAGUAGCUCAGCAGAGACCACAAUGCACAAUGCCUGUGUUCUCUGUUGAUCUCAUACUAUGACUUGCUGGUACAGUAUGUAUGUACAGGAAACUGCAGGUAUGUGCAUUAUGAUCCUAAGCAUUUUAUGAUCAUAAGCAGUAUGCUAUAUAAAGUUAUCCCAUGGAGAAGGGGUUUCCUAAUAGACCUUGACUCUACCUGUUGCACCUGUUACCUUCUAGAGACUAUGAAGUAGAGCAAUACCUCACUCAGACCCACCUCCAGACAAGCUGUUGCUUUGGAAUGAGGACAGGUUUAAUUCCAUCUCUAUACUGUGGUGUGUUACGCUUCACACUUUUCUCACCUGGCUUCUUUUUCUCUCGUUCUCCGACCAGCUCCCCACCUGGCUCAGGACGCAAACGCCACAAAGGAAUACACUGAGGGGGUGACAGGCCCCCAUAAAACAGGCGCAGCCCAGAUAAUGGAAACCAUCACGAAAAAGGACAAGGAAAGGAGAGUGGGGACCCCCACGAAACUGGACGUCAUCCCGAAGUCACCUGCUACACCAACGUCGCCCAUGCCUGGCUCAAGUCCUAGCCCCAAACCUAAUAAAGGUAAGUCUCCCUAUACUGUGGUGUUACCGGUAAUAAAGGAAAUGGUGUGAACAUGGCUUCCCAUUAGUAUGUGUUUCUAUCUACCAUAGAGCAUUUGAAGUAGCUUAUGACCAUUUUCAGGGGUAGGAACACAGCAAUCGAUGUCCAUGGUUGUGUAAUAAAGGCUAUCUUCAGCAGUGCCCUGUGAUUAUUGAUCUAUUACCUCAGUGCCCAGGUGAUAUCAUCCGACCCCUCGGGAAAACAAAAUGGUUCAGUCCAGGAUUAUCCUGACCACAGGCUUUCAGUGCUGGGGGUAAAUCCAAUAGACCUGGUGCAGGGGGUUAGUUACAGCGCUUACAGCUCACAUGACAAAAUCCAUUUAAGCUAGAAUUGUGUUGUUGUGGGUUUAUAGAAUUGAGCCUAAAUGUUAUUUUUGUUGUAAUUUCUGAUGUAAUGUUGUGUGGAUGGCUAAUGCUAUUCACUAACAGUCUAAUCGCUAAAGGGCUAUAGCUAGCCUGCUUGCUAAUCACCUCCGGUCUCUAAUGAAAGUUGGAAGAAUGAACCUGACUGGGCAUCACAUUUCACUGAGUGAUGCCAGGGGGGCAUUUAGACUAGCUUGACCCGCUGCACCACCACCACCUUUGUUUCCACAAUGCCACUACUUGUCCUGCCCCGAGCGCUGGCUAAUGUAGCACAUGCAAACACGUGUUUGGGGGGUUUUGUGAACAUAAACUUACUUUCUCUCUGCCCUUUAAUCUAUUGACUGUGGUCAUGGUCUAUUUAACCGUAGCGUGAUGUGGCAGAGCUGAACCAAAAUAGUUCUACUGACUGAUUUCCCGAAAUGAUCACAGUAACGCCAAAUUAGAAUUCUGAUUUUGGUGUGCCAGAUCAGAUCAAGGAGAUCAUUUUAGUGACGUCGGAAUUGAACUGCAGGACCCUCAGUAGAUAACAGAUCUUGGAUCAGCUUUUGUAAUGUAAAAGAUAUUGGUAACACUUUACUUAAAGCCUACAGUUAUAAUGCUUUAUAACCUGUUAUAAGCAUGUAUGAGCCUUUGUAGUGGCUUAUGAUAAGGCGUAUAAUGUUAUGUCUCUGGAAGGUCUGUUAGAAGCGUUUGAGCACCAAUAAGUCAACAAACUUCUAAAACGACUUCUGUCACUUCCUCUCCUUUAGGUUGCCUUUCUGCUCAGUCAUGCAAGCUUACCUCUGUGUUUUAUCUUACCCUGCGGGUAGGAGGAAGAGGAAAAGGAUGAGAAACACUCUGCAGCUCUUAAUUAGCUAAAUUAAAUGGCAAGGCAUGCCUUUGAGAGCAUUACCUCCAUAAUGGUCGCUUUAAUUAAACUUUGGCACAUCUCGGCCUCGUGUCUGACAGCUCAUGGCACUUGGCCAGCGGCGGUCCCUUGCCUCCUGCUCCUGGGAGGUUGUUAGGGUCCCUGUGUUUUCAAGAGAUCUUUAAAGGACCAGGGAUUUUACUCUUCACUAUGACUGCUUCAGUUCAGCCACACACACACACGCAUGUCACACACACACACACACAGCUCCCCCAAAGCCCUCUCCAUGGCACUUGUUAUUUGUUGCUAUGGAGACUUGGUUUUUACUGUAAAACUUUAUUGUGGAUUUCCCAUGGACAUAAAUACAUUGCCUUCAGAAAGUAUUCACACCCCUUGACUUUUUCCACAUUUUGUUAUGUUACAGCCUGAAUUAAAAAUUGAUUAAAUUGAUAUUUUUUGUCACUGGCCUACAUACAAUACCCCAUAAUAUCAAAGUGGAAUUAUGUUAUUAGACAUUUUUACAAAUUCAUUUAAAAUGAAAAGCUGAUGUCUUGAGUCAAUAAGUAUUCAACCCCUUUGUUAUGGCAAGCCUAAAUAAGUUCAGUAGUAAACAUUUGCUCAACAAGUCACAUAAUAAGUUGCAUGGACUCCCCCUGUAUGAAAUAAUAGUGUUUAACAUUAUUUCUGAAUGACAACAUCAUCUCUGUACCCCACACAUACAAUUAUCUGUAAGGGCCCUCAUUCGAGCAGGGAAUUUCAAACACAGAUUCAACCACAAAGACAAGGGAGGUUUUCCAAUGCCUCGCAAAGAAGGGCACCUAUUGGUAGAUGGGUAAUAAUAAUAAAAAGCAGACAUUGAAUAUUAAUUUAAGCAAGUUAUUAAUUACGAUUUGGAUGGUGUAUCAAUACACCCAGUCACUACAAAGAUAAAGGCGUCCUUCCUAACUCAGUUGCUGGAGAGGAAGGAAACCUCUCAGGGAUUUCACCAUGAGGCCAAUGGUGACUUUAAAACAGUUAGAGUUUAUGUGAUAGGAGAAAACUGAGGAUGGAUCAACAACAUUGUAAUUACUCCAUAAUAUUAACUAACCUAAUUGACAAGAGUGAAAAGAAGGAAGCCUGUACACAGGACAAUAACCAAAAACACAAGGCCAAAUCUACACUGGAUUUACUUACGAAGAAGACAGUGAAGUGGCCGAGUUAGUUUUGACUUAAAUCUGCUUGAAAUACUUAUGUAAAUUAGAUAUUUCUGUAUUUCCUUUUCAAUAAAUUUGCACAUAUUUCUAAAAACAUAUUUUCACUUUGUCAUUGUGGGCUAUUGUGUGUAGAUGGGUGAGAUUGUUAAAAAUAUUUAAUCAAUUUUGAAUUCAGGCUGUAACACAACAAAAUGUGGAAUAAUUCAAGGGAUAUGAAUACUUUCUGAAGGCACUAUAUAGCCAGAAAAGCAGUCCCAUCUUCAUCCAUUGAGAGAAGUGGUCCAUUUAAAGGAUACCUAUUGGAUAUGCCCAGACAAAAGUUCCCUAUGCAUUGAACUCGGAACCCAGAACCAAAUCCUGUGUGCGCUAGCUAGCUACUUUGUCUUUACAGUCUGCCAUGAGAGCUAUGCAUCAAACUGCUCCUCUAUUCCUUUCAAAAUACACACACACACACACACACACACUAGAGCUUUUUACAGCAGUAUACAUAAUCAGACCUAGUGUCAAAGUGGGUCAGAGGAUGUUAUAGGGAGGCUGCUGCUGUUCUGCCCUAUCUGGUGGAUUGUUUCAGCACUCUCAUGAUUGUGUUAGAAUCAACUGAAGUAUGAAUUGUGACAUGGAUGUAGAACAUGUGGUCUGUGUAUGGAAGGAAAGGAUGGAAGAUGAUGCUCGAAACCUUCACACAUACAGUAGAAUUCAACUUGGCCAGUUAAAUGCUGAUCAAUUGUCAUGAAAAGGUAGUAAAUGGUGCUUGGCAUUUGAGAAUUACAUCACAAUUACAGUAUGGUGUAUUCAUUCAGGGAGUUUUGCUUAGGUCAUAAUUAUGCAAUUAAUCAUAUACAACAUGAUCAUCUAAUUAUAUUUAUUAUUAUUAUUAUCGUUCAAAAGCAAUUGGGGUUAAAUUGGUAAUUGGUUAUGGGUCAGGGGCAAUGUUCCACAAAUAAUCUAUACUAAACAAAGGGGUGCAGUAGAAUUCCUGUAACAGUAGGACUAUGCUUUCCAGGCAUGAGUUAAGGUGCUCAGAGGAAUGCAGACACCAGAGAUGUUACAGAAGGAAAAGAUAAAUCAACACUUGAAUGCUGAAAAACCAUUAUUGACUUGGCACAAGGGAAAAUUAAACCCUGUUUAUAGCUAUAUCCUGUCUAGGAGUAGGUGCAGGGACGGCUUGUUCAAUAGGGCGAUAUGGGCGACGCACUGCCAAACGGGAAAAGGAAGGGAUUUUUUUUCUAAUCAAUUAUAUCACGGCAACAGCAGUUAUCAGUGUUCACGUCUGAUCUGCCAGCCACUAAAUGUCAAAUCAGGCUAAAGUCGUGCUUCAAAUGGCCCCGCCCGUUUUUGGGGCGAUUUCAGUCAAGUUGAAAAUCGCCCAGAAGUCUCUCAUAGCCUGUCAUGUAAAAUCUAUUUUUUUCACAUUUCAAAGCUUUCAAUACAUUCUCUAUGGGUGUCUGUGGGCUUGCACUUACGCGCUUUCGUCAUACGUGACGUAACGUUGAACGUAACUAAGACAAUGGCGGCUAGAAGCGUCUCUGUUGCGACCUGCAGUGCGGCGUUAUUUUAUGUUUUUAAUUUGUAGACUUAGUUUACAAACAUUCUGCCAACCAUGGAUUUCCAGUGGUUGGUUUUGGACUGAUCUUGUUGAUCGUGUACAUACCCGCUACGAACGGACUAAAUAAUGAAAACGCUGCUGGCAGCUGAAUCCCAAUACAGCUGGGAGACUUGGCUGGAUGAGUCCCGGACAGAGAAGUGGAGCCGGCCACCUUCACCCUGGUCAGAGCGGACCGCGAUCCUGGUAAGAGAGCGACUCUGUACCCCGACAUUGAACUGCUUUCUGUGUCAUUGCGACCUUACUAUCAAUUCAAUUCAAUUUAAGGGCUUUAUUGGCAUGGGAAACGUGUGUUAACAUUGCCAAAGCAAGGGAAGUAGAUAGUAAACAAAAGUGAAAUAAACAAUAAAUAUUAACAGUAAACAUUACACUCAGAAGUUUCAAAAGAAUAAAGACAUUUCAAAUGUCAUAUUAUGUAUAUAUACAGUGUUGUUACAAUGUGCAAAUAGUUAAAGUACAAAUGGGAAAAUAAAUAAACAUAAAUAUGGGUUGUAUUUACAAUGGUGUUUGUUCUUCACUGGUUGCCCUUUUCUUGUGGCAACAGGUCACAAAUCUUGCAGCUGUGAUGGCACACUGUGGUUUUUCACCCAGUAGAUAAGGGAGUUUAUCAAAAUUGGGUUUGUUUUCGAAUUCUUUGUGGAUCGCUGUAAUCUGAGGGAAAUAUGUGUCUCUAAUAUGGUCAUACAUUUGGCAGGAGGUUAGGAAGUGCAGCUCAGUUUCCACCUCAUUUUGUGGGCAGUGUGCACAUAGCCUGUCUUCUCUUGAGAGCCAGGUCUGCCUACGGCGGCCUUUCUCAAUAGCAAGGCUAUGGUCACUGAGUCUGUACAUAGUCAAAGCUUUCAUUAAGUUUGGGUCAGUCACAGUGGUCAGGUAUUCUGCCACUGUGUACUCUCUGUUUAGGGCUGUUUUUUUGUUUGUUCUUUCCAAUGUGUCAAGUAAUUCUCUUUUUGUUUUCUCAUGAUUUGGUUGGGUCUAAUUGUGUUGUUGUUGUUGUUGUUGUCCUGGGGCUGUGUGGGGUCUGUUUGUGUUUGUGAACAGAGGCCCAGGACAAGCUUACUUAGGGGACUCUUCUCCAAGUUCAUCUCUCUGUAGGUGAUGGCUUUGUUAUGGAAGGUUUGGGAAUCGCUUCCUUUUAAGUGGUUACUAUCUGCCCCGUGAGUUCCCCCAAUUGUUUGUUACCGUUGUGUACUGUUGAUAAUCACAAGUUUACUGGAGAACUGAGACCAAGUAGAGACUUUGGACAGGGUGGAUAUGGUAUAAUAAAGGCAGUUUAUUCAGAGGUAAAGAUAUCUGGAAUCGCGUGCACGGACUCGUGCACGUGUGUAGGUCACCUAAAUCAUCAGAAAAAUUGCCCCUCCUGAGAAUUUUUUCAGGAGCCGCCACUGAGUAGGUGCAUUACUUCACUGAAUGCAAUUACGUGUUCACUCAUGAAUACUCACCAGGAAACUGUAGCCAAGGUGUGCCAUGGUGUGACUAACCACCAGUCCUAAUCAGAGUGUUUUCCACGUUGCUCAUUCACUUCUAUUAGAUACUAGAGUGGAGUCUCUAUGUGGCUCUGAUAUAGUUGCCAGAUUUGACUGCCAGCUUCCAGCGUUUUAUCCCUCUGCAGUUGUGGGGCUGGAUUGGGGCUUCUCUCUGUGUACAAUGACCUCUCACAUUCACUUCCUCUCUCUCACUCUUUCUCUUGUUCUCACCCUAGACGCAGUGAAGUCAGAGGACAGACAGAAGCUGGCCAAGGAGCGGAGAGAGGAGAAGGCCAAAUAUCUGGGUAAGCUGAGAUGGGGGUUGAGAGGAGGAAACUAUGUACACAGGGAGAGGAUGCCCCCUAGUGUUGGGGGGUAAGGGGUGGUGGCAGAUUUUGUUUUAGGUUGUGUCGGCAUUGGCUUUCUUUUCAGGCCUACAGAUGGUGUGCACAUGUAUCACAGAAACAUUUGGAAAACGUUGAUGAACGUCAAACCAACCUAGGCUGCGGCUCAAGCUGAGUACUUCAAUGAGAACGAAAACCAAGCCAAUGAUGAUUUAGUAUUUGGCUUUCAAGACACAUAAUAGUUUUCAAUGUGCAUGCUCCAAAUAAAUGUUCAUGUGCUUUUUAUUAAAACAAUAGCCUAGCUAACCCCUUUUUGUUUGAACUCACAAAUGCUUUAAAGGUCCCCAGCUCUGAACUUAUAUGUUUAACCCAACGUCAAUUGAUACAGACUAGUUUUCAAUUGAUGGUAGCAUAUGUCAAUGCCCUGCUUCAAGUUGCCUUAACAAGUCUCUGGCUCUAUUUAUUUUGUCAGUCAAGAUGGCUGCCUGUCACCCGCUUGAGUGUUUUUGUUUGUUUGUUACACAAGCCACGCUGUCCUUGGCUCUAGUGACAUCCUGGCGACGUGCACUGCUUUGCAUGAUUGACAGUUGCUCUUGUCUUCCCUUUCACCCAUCCCCCCUCCAGACAAGCUCGGCCAGAUACAAGGUAAGCCACACCCUAUGUGUCCAUGGUGGUAUUGGUGGUGGUGGUGGUGGUGGUUCUUGUUGCCUUGACCUGCUGUUUUGACCUGUUGCCUUGAUUGAGCGACAAACAGACACAAUUGUUAAAAUCAAUCACCCUCUCUACAAAAAAUAUUUUGAAUGAACUUUCUACAUUACCAUGGAAAUGAUUGCAUUACAGUACCAGGCAGCCAUUGUGAGUGUACCAAUGAGUUUAUCAGUCAAGUUGCCAGGGUUAGAGGUUCCAAGCCUGUGAGGUUCCAAGCCUGUGUUGUAGCAAAUGAUGACUAAUUUGCUACAACACCUUGCUUGUUUCAACAAAGAGCAACAAAGUUUUAUCACGUUGUAGUGUCCAUGUUACCGCAUAAACGGACUCAACUGCAUGAAUGCCCGGCCGUCUGGUCUUCAGUCAGCUGUAUGUUCCACAAAUUUGUAUAUAUAUUUUUUUUUAUAUAGUUAUGACGGUUAUUUUAUUUUCAUGGCGGUCUUCAUCCAUAACCGUCGGUUACAUGGUUAUACGGUAAUUGUGCCAGCCCCACAUUGCUUGUGUGCACAUUUUCUCAUAGGACGUUAGCCUAGUGUCUACUUCCAUCACAUUUUUUCCUUCCAUGUUGAGUAAAUGAUACAAAGUAUAUUGAAAGCAGGUGCUUCCACACAGGUGUUUUCCCUGAGUUAAUGAAGCAUUAUAGCAUCCCAUCAUGUAUAAAAAUGCUGGGCAGGCCAUUAUUUUGGCCACCAUGGCUAUGCCCCCAUGGGAUGACAAUGCCCCCAUCCACAGUGCACAAGUGGUCACUGAAUGGUUUGAUGAACAUGAAAACUAUGUAACCCAUAUGCCAUGACCGUCUCAGUCACCAGAUCUCAACACAAUUGAACACUUAUGGGAGAUUCUGGAACGGCGCCUGAGACAGCGUUUUCCACCACCAUCAACAAAACACCAAAUGAUGGAAUUUCUUGUGGAAGAAUGGUGUCGCAUCCCUCCAAAAGAGUUCCAGACACUUGUAGAAUCUAUGCCAAGGUGCACUGAAGCUGUUCUGGCUGGUGGUGGCCCAACGCCCUAUUAAGACACUUUAUGUUGGUGUUUCCUUUAUUUUGUCAGUUACCUGUAGAAUUAUAUCAUAUAUCAUUUAUUACCACUAAAUGCAGUUAUUUUGCCAUUUUAUACAGGAAUUAUAAAGAGAGGAUAGGAAUCAAAAGUUACAUCACCCUUGCUAAACGCCAAAUGUGUUUAUACUUAAUCUCAGAACCCAAAUCCAAAUCUCACAUUCCCUGGCCAGCUACUUCAUUUGUAAAUAUUUGUCUGUCAUGAGAGACUCGUUUUUACUAGAAAGGUCAUAUUCAUUGUCCCAAAUGUUCCAUUGUCACAAUUGGAGUACAAAGCUGGAAGCUUCUUAAUUAAAGAACCUCAUAGAAGUAAUAUAUAUGUCUUCUGGUAAAUCCAGCCUGCAUCCUCAUAGUAAAUUGGGAUAAAAUGGGUUAUACCAUCAUGGAUCAGUCUAAUUGUCAGUCCACUGGGGCAGGAGUCCAGAUAGAGGGUUUCUCCCUGAUUUAAUUCCUUGAGAUUCAAUCUAUAAACUUGUGUUUGCAAUCCCAGCUAGGAGGCAAUCCUGGCUAAGAAGGCCAGUCUUUUUAAGUAUCAACAGCUGGAGCGUACUGUGUCUUCUUCAAAUGUAGGCUAUAUUGUUCCAUUGUUUUCCUUUUUUCCCCUCAAACAAGAUCGUAUUUUCUCCCUGUAUGUUUUAGUAUUUUGAUAGGCCUCUGCUGAGUAAUGCAUGAAUUGUCCACUUUGGCCCAAGAAGAUGUGUUUGGCCCUGUGACCAUAUGAGUUGUCCAUUCUUGGCUCUCUGUAGAGUGUAAUGCAUACUUAAUGUGGACAGGGAGGGAACAGGACUCAGUUAAUGAUUAUUUAAUGGCUCUAGCUGCUGCCUAGCAGACCUAGAUGUUGAGUGUCAAUGCAGGGAAACAUUAGGGGAGAUGAAGGGAAGGAGGACCGUAUUUAAGUCACAUCCACAGGGGAAAUGUAGUGCGGUUGAUCUCUUCAAUAUGCACACAUACACACACACACACACACACUGUUUUAUUGGCUUAACUGGCACUACGCCAUCCUAUUCAAACAAUGACAGAUGUCAAAACUGAUAUCAUAUCACUGGGGACAUUAGUAAAUUAUCUAAGAUCAGUUAUUAACUGAAAGUAUGCAUUUAUUGCACUAAAUAAUUGUCUAUUUGACACCAGCAUUAUAAAAGUUCCCUAUAGCAUUAUCUUUUUCCUACUCCUCAAUGCUAUACAUGUUCUAGAUUAACAUGGCCACUGUGCUGCUCACUGUCAAUGUUCCAAGAUCUCAUGUGGGCCUUGUCAGUGUCACACUCAUGCUGUCUCAUAUUUGAUGUGUGAGGGCAAUGUGCAGUCUGUCAUACUCUCACUGUGACAAGUCAGAGUGCCUUUGAGGCAGUGAAGGCGAGAGCUGUAUAAUUCUCCAUCCAAAGCCAGCUCUUAAAUGUUGCCUCUGUGGACACUGGAAGCCUUGCUUCUCCUUCCUCUUCUCUCCUCCCACACUCCCUCCUUCUCACUCCCUCCUCCCACACUCCCUCCUUCUCACUCCCCAUACUUCAGAUUUACACAAGGUUGAAACCCGAGACAGUCUGCACGCAAUUACCUCUACUGCUAGCCCUCAAAGCUUUGCAUCAACAGAAGUUAAUAAUAUGCCCUUGCCUUACUAGACUCAAAGUACUGUUAUUAAAAGUAAUUAAGUUGAACCGAAAUGCACACUCACUGUAGCAGAUAAGAUGUAGGAACUCAUUUUGUUAGUGCUGGGGACCUCUGGCCUGCUGUGGCAUGGUGUAAUGGUGCUUUUUGUUUCCUGAUGCUUUUUGAGCCUACUUCUCUCAGAUAAAAGCACAGCUGUGCACCUUGCGAUAAAUCUAAGUGUUUGCCUCCAAUGUUGCCCCAGCGUUCCCCUAACUUAAUCUGAUAACCGCCAAAUAACCAGUUGCUUUUGUUGCGUCAAGUACCCCCCACCCCCCUGAAAGAAGCUGAUCGUCCAUGGGGGUUUAUUCAAUAAAGCCAAAAGAUAUAGUGGCUUAUGUGCAAAGAGAGAGAGGCACGUUGUGUCCCAAAUGGUACCCUGUUGCCUAUUUAGUGCCCUAUUUCCCCAUAGGGCUCUGGUGAAAAAGUAGUGCCCUAUGUAGGGGAUAAGGUGCUAUUUGAGAUGCAGCCGCAGUCAUAGAGGUGGUGGCAUAAUGAAUGGCUCAGGGGAUGGGGACGCUUACCAUAUCAAAGCGUGCAGUUUAUUGAAACCGGCGUAGGGAGCUUGAUGCGAUUAACGUGGUAAAGUGUCAGUCCAGGGGUAUCUGCCGAACCUUGCAUAAUGCUGCCUCUGUGUCGCUCUGUGCAAAGUGAAGUAAUUCAAUUUAUAUCUGAGGGAAAGUGGAAAUUCCCUGUUGAAAAGAAACACUGCUUCACACACCCGCACUUCAGAGGGAUUUUAGAUUUGAAAGCACAGUCAACAUCAGAGUGAAGAGGCAUUUGUGUUUCGUUUAAAAAAUACUUAAAAUACUGUUUACCGCAGAUUUACUUUUGGAAGAAGUACAAUUUUUUAUUGGAACAGAUUAAAACACAAGGGACUCCAUUUUUUGUCCAUAGCAAAACGACGUUAAAAUGUUGGUCAACAUCUAACAAUGCAACAGGGCUCUGCAUAGAAGCUGCAAGGGUACGGUAUUCAAAGAGAGAAUAGAAGAUAGUCAAAAAAGAGGAAGAGAGAGAGGGCUCCCCCACAUGGCUUUCACUUGUCCAGUCAUUUCUAAUCAGUGAUUACCUCAAGGAAGGGAGAAAGGAAUGAUGCAAUUUUGAAACAUUUGAACAGGGCCUCAGAGAGCGAGAGAGUUCUCUCUUGAAACCAAUUUUGUUAUCUUGCCACUCUAACCCUCCUGAUGUGGUUCUCCUGUAGCGGCGAAGAAGUCCCAAUGGCUGGACAAAGAGGAAAAGGCCCGGCAGCUGAGGGGGAGCCAGCUGGACGAGCGGCGCAGGAAGCUGGAGGAGCAGCGGAUCAAGACAGAGAAACGUCGCGCCGCCCUGGAGGAGAGGCAGAAACAGAAACUAGAGAAGAACAAGGUGGGUUGUGAGGGAGAAGGGUGAAGUACCCCUAGACGCUGGUCUUAGGUCAGUUUUGCAUUUUCCUCACUAAUGGCAAAGGUUAGUAUUGGGGGAGGGGCAGCUGAUCCUAGAUCUGUACCUAGGGGAAACUUCACCCCAGAACGGGUGGUAAUACUCCUCACAGCAAGCCAAUAUUAGAGCCCUGAUUAUUGUGGGUUCAAUCCCCACGUCCACCUUUCUGCUUUCCCUUCUACUAACCGGUCUCCUCCAUCUAUUUCCACACUGUCUCAAUGAGGGUCAGAAAAAUACUAAAGGAGGGUGGAAUUCCACUCGCCUUAACAAAAAAAGAGAAUAAGGUGGGUGGGUAACUAGAAGAGAAUGGGUUAGAGAAUUAUUAACUAGUACUAACCUAGUAUUUCUCCAUGUUUGGUAUGCAGGAGCGGUAUGAGGCUGCCCUCCAGCGGUCCACUAAGAAGACCUGGGCUGAGAUCCGUCAGCAGAGAUUGUCCUGGGCCGGAGGCCUCAGCCAGAAAUCCAGCCAGAGAGAAAGUGAGUACCUACCGCUGAAAGAGGAACCCAGAACCAGAACCCACAGACCCAGACACUGCCAAAGCCUCUCCUUCCUACAAAGACAACUGCCUCACCUAUAUACAUUUUACACUAUCGUGCCGAGCCGAAUGACUGUUUUGGCUUGGAUCAUUUCUUUUCACAUGGUCCUUCCCAGCACAGUUCCAGCAACUAUGGUGGAUGCGUUAUCAGGCCAGUGCAGUACAGCUCAUUUUGGCUCGCUUCAGUAGUGUGAGAAGGGUACUACUGUGCAGACAUUCACAUUCUGUAGCUCAGCUGGUAGAGCACGGCGCUUGUAACGCCAAGGUAGUGGGUUCGAUCCCCGGGUCCACCCAUACACAAAAUGUAUGCACGCAUGACUGUAAGUCGCUUUGGAUAAAAGCGUCUGCUAAAUGGCAUAUUAUUAUUAUUAUUAUUAUUAUAUUCUACCGUGCCAUAUUUUCACAGUCUUACGGUUGUUUUGCACUUAAGUAAACCAUAAAUUAGGCCACUCACUUUACAGUAUAUAGUCAAUUAGUGACAGUCAAACUUUAAUUCCAGUCACCUUCAACCCUAUUAAGCAGAGGUGGUUCUCCAUGAUUCAGUCUGGCAUCAAUCAGCCUACACUGCUGAACAGCUCCUCUCAACCCCAACACAGAUACAUAGUUAUCUCUAAUUAAAUCACUCUGAGAUAUCACACACGUGUGCGCAGGCAUACACACACACGACAGGUGGGUUGACGUCCAUAUCUGCUCUUGCUGGGAUGUGCCACACUACAGUAGUCUAAUUUCCCUGCAGAGGGAGGGAACAUUGGCUUCAUUCCGCGAGGAAAUAGCUGGGUAAUGACAAGGCUGAGGUGAAUAUGUGAUGUCCAGGCAUGGUUGAGGUGUAUAUGUGGGGGGUGGGGCUGUGAUGGUGUCAGAUAUGUAGUGAUGCCCUGCGAGACACAAACAAUUCUGACCAAUGUUUUCCGGUCUGCGUUUGUGCGACAUACUCAAAAGUCAUCCCCUUAUUCUCUUUCCCCCUGUUUUUGUAGGGUCUCUGGUGCUUCUACAGUGUACAAUUUAUUAAAGGAUUUUAUAUAUUUUUAAUAUUUGAUUGAAAGUUAUGAAGGGGAGACAGAGUGAAUAUAAGUAGUGUGAGGAAGAGUUCUGGGUUCGACCGGGAUUCGAACCCACGCAAGCAGGGUUACAUACUGUAUGUCCCGAAGGCAGUGGCCUUAUCCGCACAACCAAACUCAGGCACAUAGUGUAGGUUACUGCUUGACUGGUUGUUUAAUUCAGGGUCAUUAGCCCGUAGAUACGGAGAAAGUAUUGAUUCUUCAAUGUGAUUCUAUAUGCAGGUACAUAAUAGCCUGCAGUAAGCGGGGCUAUAUCGAUCAUCAACACACAUCAGAAUAGUGGUUAAUUCAUGUUUAGCUAGCAUUGAUUAAUGUUGCCAAAUGCCCCUUCAAAUCAAAUGGUCGGUAACUGCAAUGUACUUGGUAAGAGGUGUAUGAAGCAGUGAUGUCUCUCUCUCUCUCUCUGCUGUUCUCCCCCUUUGCAAGUCUAAAUCUCAGGGGGUCUCAUAUACAGUAUAAUAUCUUACGUCAUGGAAUCACUUAUAGCCUGGUCCCAGAUCUGUUUGUGCUGUCUUGCUCCGUCCCUUAUGAGCCAUAAGUAAUGCCUAAUGUUGACCGCCAAAUCAACCUGCCCCCCAAGGCUCCUCUUUCAGACCCAGUGCACUCAACUGUCAAAGACUGAAAAGUAGAAGGAAAAGAAGAAGGAAAAGAAAUACUGAACGGUAACAAGCGGAAACAAACAGGAUACAGUGGACUACUGAGAAUCCAUCAGUAACAACAACAGACUCAUAUCUGAGGAGGGACAUUGAGGACAGAGACAGAGACAUCCAAUUCCCCCAUUAACAUUAGACUAUACUGUUGUAUGUCUGGUGGCAUUUAAUAAAGGGCACAAUGUUCACUUGAUUAGUCUCUACUAGAGGGUCUGGAGGGGAAUGGUGUUUAAUCAGUGGGUUGUCGCAGUAGUUCACUCCUAGGUGUCAGUUGUGUUACAUGUGUGUCAGUUGUGUUACAUUUGAGUCAGUUGUGUUGACUGACAUUGGUAUUAGUUUGUGUAGUGCAAAAUGUUGUGGUAACAAAAACACUGUUACUACUUUGUGUACAACAGGCUCUGGUUGGGAUAAAGACGGGACGUAUACUCUUUUACAUUUACAAUCUAAUCAUAUCAUUGCAGGUUAGACAUGUGUUCACAGUCCGUUGAUAGUCAGUAGUUUUCAGUGCAGGACGUUUAAGGUUGUUUUGGUGGCACUCUUUCACAAACAGUCAAGUGUGUCUAUUUUGAAUAUCAAGAUCUAACUGAAUGAUGCAUGACCAACUAGACUCAACACAAUAUUUAUUUGAAUAUAUUUUUUCAGUGCAUAGAAAAAGCCCCUAGUUGCAUUAUUUCCAGAUUGUAUUCAAUUGUUGGUGGAGGCUCCUUGAAAUAUACUUUGACAUGACACUUUGACAGUUUGAAUUUCUAUUCUGUUUCCCGUCAUCUCCAUGUCAAAAGGAAUGUCAAAUAACACUGUCAGAUGAAACGUUCAAUACAGAGAUUUUAUUAUUUUGUUUCUUUAUGGAAACAGAAAUAGUUGCCCUCUAGAAAUACACCAUUUUGGUAUUUGGAUGUUUGCUGUAUGUAUGUGUGUCUGGGGGGUGGGAUUGAUAUCACCGUGACACAUCCUGGAGGUCUCCCUCCCUCCCCUGUGAAACAGUGUGACCCAACCAUCUCUGUGGACUACUCUCUUGGCUUCGCAGGCAGAUGCUCGGUGUCGGCGGUCAACCUGCCCAAACACGUGGAUUCGGUUAUAAACAAGAGGCUCUCCAAGUCCUCCGCCACCCUCUGGAACUCCCCCAACAGAAGUAAGACACGCCAGGCCCCCUUUUCCGGGAACGCCCCCUUUUCAUAUCCGUUCACAUUUUAGUGUUUUUUUCCUCCACCGUUUUUUUUUCUCUCCCCGCUGUCUCCAAUCCAAUCGCCUGCCUGUGUUCAAUGGUUGAUUACCAAAUCAUCUUCACCUUCCAAAUUCAAAUCCACCUUUAGUUUUUUUUUUCUAUGGGUAAUGGGUUAUGGUUUUUCCUCCCUCCCUCUACAUUUUGUUCAGUCCCUGCAUUUAUAUACUUCAUACUUUGGUUUGAAUAUAUGGGUUCAUUUACGCUGUCUUCAUAUUUUAUGUCUCACGUUUUUGGUGUUCUUGGGUUAUUCAUUUGGUGGUGAUGGUGUGUCAGUAGAUGUUUUUUCACUCACUGGGAAGUCUUGGUCAAUGUCUUGAAUGGUGAUUCUGAUGAUGAUGAUAUCUUAAAUGGUGAUGGUGAUGUCUUGAAUGGUGAUGAUGUCUUGAAUGGUGAUGGUGAUGAUAUCUUGAAUGGUGAUGAUAUCUUGAAUGGUGAUGGUGAUGAUAUCUUGAAUGGUGAUGAUGAUGAUGAAUGGGUUUUUCCAGGCCUAUUGCAAACCCCAAAAAAACUACACUGUAAAUUUUGGGAAACUAGCUGCCGGCCCAAACCCAAAAAAUUUGAGCAGACACUCAUUUCAGAGUUAAUUUACACAAGUAAGAGGGGUUAAGUGCACCUAGAAAAACCCCUAAAGGGAAAGAGGUUUUUUCCCGAAAAUACGUGGUUAAACGGGGUACAAUUUUACCCGGGGGGAAAAAAUAGGAAAUUUAGUGUUUUUAAAAAAGAAAAGUCAGCCACCAAGGGGGGCCGCGGUUGGAAAAAAGCCACAGGAACAAAUGUGGGGCGGGGGGAAAAAAAGGAAGGGGGGGCGGGGGGAAAAAGAAAAACAGGGUUGCCGGGGGGAGAGAAAGAGCCCCGGGAAAAGGGGAGGGGGAGCGGAGGAGCGGAGGAAGAGAGGGGAGGGCCCAAGGCAGGGAAAGAAAAGGGGGGGGGCCCCGAGGGGGAGCAAAGAGUGGGGGGCGGGGGGGGGAGAAACCCCUUCCCGGGCCCAGGCCAAAAAAGCAGGGAGCCCUUUUCCCCCAAAGGGGGGAUUUUCCCCCCCCUUUUUUCGGCCCCCCAACACCCUCUCUUCUCUCCUUCCCCCUCCUCCCUCCCCUUCUUUCUCUUCUCUUCUCCCCCCUCCCCCCCUUUUUGGGGGGUGGAAACCCACGCAGGGAAGGGGGUUUAAAGGGAAGGGGAAGGGGUUUGGUUUUCCCUAGGGGGGAAAAGCUUUGGGCCCGGGUUUUUUUCUUUCAUCUCUCUCCUUUUCCCUCUUUCUUCUUCCCCCUCCUCCAAUUUUUUUUCUUUCCUUGUUCUCUCUUCUCCUCUUUUCUCCUCUUCUCUCUUUCUUCCUCCUCUUUUGUUUGGGCCCCAAGUUGGGGGGGUUUAAUAAGGAAUACCUUUUGGGUUUUAAAAUGGGGGAAACCCGGUUUGGGUUUCUUUAUUUUUUGGGGUUUCCUGGGGUUCUGAACGUUUCCCACCCGAACCGGGGCCCCAAAAGGGCGGGCGGGGUGAGGAGAGAGAGUCGUUCGCGAGCUGGGAGAUAGGGUCUCUCGAGAGUCGUCACGAGAGAGGGAAUCCUCUCUCUCUCUUCCUCGAGUGUCAGAUCGCAAGAUUUGAGAAGAUCGUCUCUCUCUCUCUGGCUGCUCUGAGCAAGUCUCGCGCGCGCUGCUGCGCUCUGCUCGGCUAUCUCUCUAAAACUCUCUCUCUCUCCCAUCGCUCUCUCUCUUCUCCGUCUAACUAUUCUCUUCUCUCUCUCUCUCUCUCUCUCUCUUCUGCUGAUAACCUUAUUAUCGUUCAGGGCAGGUUUAAUAGGGAAGUGGGACGUGAUUUGGUGUACCAAAAACUACCCCGGGCAAACCUCUGCAGUGGUCUUCUUUCAUCUCUCUCCUCCCUCGUUGUCAAUGUUCUGAACAGCUGCCUCCAUAGCCAGAGGGGUUUUUCUAAAUACAGGAUGUUGCUAACUCUGGCAGUGCCUACUUUAUGGUGCUCCAAUCGUAAAGUAAAGAGACAUACGGGUUCUGUUCUUCCUCCCUCUCAUGUUAUUAUGUGUCUGGAAGUUUGCCCAGUCUAAUAAGGAAUCCACCAUUUCCCCAUAGAGUAUAAGAAUGGGGCAUAGGCCUGGGUUGGUUUGAGGCUUUAUUUGGUGUGCAUGUUUACUAGAGACAUAAGGGUUUAUGCGGGUGAAAUAUUGUGUUAUUUGAUAUGCCAUUAUAAUAUAUAACGUGGGAAAGCUAACUGAGCAUAGCUUAGCUCGUUGUCGCUAUUUCAUAUAAAACGAGAAGCAAACAGCCUUUCUGUGACGCUGUGUUUGGAUCAUUACAUUUUAGUCAUUUACUAAAAUGGGGUUGCAGUAGUGGGGUUGCAAUAGUUAUCAAACAGUUAGUGGGUAUAAGGUGCAUAUUAAUACUGAUGUCCUCUGACGUAGUCAUACAGAAGUGGAGAUAUUCAUUCGUAGGAUUUUGAAUAUAUGUGAUAAUAUUGUUAAUGUUGGUCCCCUCCCCGCAGCCCGUAGCCUCCAGCUGAGCCCGUGGGAGAGCAGCAUUGUGGACCGACUGAUGACGCCCACCCUGUCCUUCCUGGCCCGUAGCCGCAGCGCCGCCAGCGUGCUCAGCAACGGUAAAGACCCUAAGUAGACAUCACACUCACACUGGGAUAGAUGAGACCUGCUAUUAGUGGGGUCGUUUGUCAUUUAGAACAGCAUUUCCCCAUCCUCUCCUCUUGGCCCCCAGCAGUUCCAUGUAUUAGAUAAUUUGUUCCAGUCAGAGCUAGCACAUCUGAGUCAACUAAUCAUCAAGCCCUUGAAUGAGCUUAUGAACUACACUGCUCAAAAAAAUUAAGGGAACACUAAAAUAACACAUCCUAGAUCUGAAUGAAUGAAAUAAUCUUAUUAAAUACUUUUUUCUUUACAUAGUUGAAUGUGCUGACAACAAAAUCACACAAAAAUGAUCAAUGGAAAUCAAAUUUAUCAACCCAUGGAGGUCUGGAUUUGGAGUCACCCUCAAAAUUAAAGUGGAAAACCACACUACAGGCUGAUCCAACUUUGAUGUAAUGUCCUUAAAACGUCAAAAUGAGGCUCAGUAGUGUGUGUGGCCUCCACGUGCCUGUAUGACCUCCCUACAACGCCUGGGCAUGCUCCUGAUGAGGUGGCGGAUGGUCUCCUGAGGGAUCUCCUCCCAGACCUGGACUAAAGCUUCCGCCAACUCCUGGACAGUCUGUGGUGCAACGUGGCGUUGGUGGAUGGAGCGAGACAUGAUGUCCCAGUUGUGCUCAAUUGGAUUCAGGUCUGGAGAACGGGCGGGCCAGUCCAUAGCAUCAAUGCCUUCCUCUUGCAAGAACUGCUGACACACUCCAGCCACAUGAGGUCUAGCAUUGUCUUGCAUUAGGAGGAACCCAGGGCCAACCGCACCAGCAUAUGGUCUCACAAGAGGUCUGAGGAUCUCAUCUCGGUACCUAAUGGCAGUCAGGCUACCUCUGGCGAGCACAUGGAGGGCUGUGCGGCCCCCCAAAGAAAUGCCACCCCACACCAUGACUGACCCACUGCCAAACCGGUCAUGCUGGAGGAUGUUGCAGGCAGCAGGACGUUCUCCACGGCUCUGUCACGUCUGUCACAUGUGCCCAGUGUGAACCUGCUUUCAUCUGUGAAGAGCACAGGGCACCAGUGGCGAAUUUGCCAAUCUUGGUGUUCUCUGGAAAAUGCCAAACGUCCUGCACGGUGUUGAGCUGUAAGCACAACCCCCACCUGUGGACGUCGGGCCCUCAUACCACCCUCAUGGAGUCUGUUUCUGACCGUUUGAGCAGACACAUGCACAUUUGUGGCCUGCUGGAGGUCAUUUUGCAGGGCUCUGGCAGUGCUCCUCCUGCUACUCCUUGCACAAAGGUGGAGGUAGCAGUCCUGCUGCUGGGUUGUUGCCCUCCUAAGGCCUCCUCCACGUCUCCUGAUGUACUGGCCUGUCUCCUGGUAGCGCCUCCAUGCUCUGGACACUACGCUGACAGACACAGCAAACCUUCUUGCCACAGCUCGCAUUGAUGUGCCAUCCUGGAUGAGCUGCACUACCUGAGCCACUUGUGUGGGUUGUAGACUCCGUCUCAUGCUACCACUAGAGUGAAAGCACCGCCAGCAUUCAAAAGUGACCAAAACAUCAGCCAGGAAGCAUAGGAACUGAGAAGUGGUCUGUGGUCACUAACUGCAAAACCAGUCCUUUAUUGGGGGUGUCUUGCUAAUUCCCUAUAAUUUCCACCUGUUGUCUAUUCCAUUUGCACAACAGCAUGUGACAUUUAUUGUCAAUCAGUGUUGCUUCCUAAGUGGACAGUUUGAUUUCACAGAAGUGUGAUUGACUUGGAGUUACGUUGUGUUGUUUAAGUGUUCCCUUAAUUUUUUUGAGCAGUGUACAAUCAUUCUGUCUACAACACAAUUCUGAAACGUUUCAGGGGCACCGAGGAGAGAUUUGAGAAAUACUCAUGGAGGGUAUGUGAAGUGAUGUGUUGUAAUGAAUACCUUUGUUGCUUGUGCUCUGCUUGUGUUUUUAGGGUGUCGUAUUUAUUUAUCUCGAUCUCUCGCCUGCUCUCUAUGUGCCUCUCCUUCCCGUCCCUCCAGAGUCGCCCCUAUGCCCCCGUUCAGCCUCGGCCAGCCCGCUGACGCUGUGUGCCCACCGGCCUCACCACCGCUGCUCCGACCGCUGGAGGGUGACGUCCAGCACGCCCGACAUCACCCAGCGCCGACGCGACUCCACGCCGGUACGUCAACCAAUCCCUUUUUUUUUCUCUUCUUGGAUUUUUCAAUGACAUUGACAGGAUAGAGAGGUGAGUGGAUAGAGAGGGAGAUACAAAUGGAAGAGGGUCAUAGACAGUGAAGGGCACAGACAGGACUCGACCCCUGUCGCCUGGAGGCCUGCGUGGUCCGAAAUCUGGAGCGCUGCUGCUCAACCAGACUACUACCAUCCCUUACAGUUGAAAUACAAUACAAUACUGUUUGGCACUUUGAAUAAGCUAGAAUGUACCGUAUCAUUUUUUGUUUUUAUCAUUUCAUCCUGAUGGUUUGUGUCUCUGCAGAUAGAGAAGAGAAAGAAAGAGAAGAAGGACAAGGAACGGGAGAACGAGAAGGAGAAGAGCGCUCUGAGCAGAGAGAAGGUGCUGAGGAAGAGACAGUCCUUACCCAGUAUGAAGCACAGACCGGACCCCAGGUAACCUGCUCUCACACGGAUCUACUGUAUCUGCACAUUGAACACCCUUUACACACUAGUGAGCCUAGCCGAACCAAGCCAAGCCCAGCUGUACUGUAUUGGCCUGGUUACACAUCCACCAUAGUUGUUGAAAAUUUGCUGGAAAGGACAAUGUGCAAAGUAAAUAUACAAGCCAGCACAGUAUAGAUUGGGUCGACAUUAUAGUGUGAAUAGAGUAAAAGACAUGUUGCCAAAACUUAGAGCUUAGAGUGUUUCCUAAGGUUCGGGAUACAGUAAGAGACAAAGAUACCAUGGUUGUGAGUGCAGAUGGUAAAACCAGCGUGUCUGUGUAUUUAUGUGAACGGAGGCUAAGACUUAAAAGCAUGAGGCCCCUGAGCCUAAGGAUAUUUAUCCAGUGCGUUUAGCAUAGCCAUGGGACAUGGAAAUGGCUGGGGUCACUGACAGAUGGAGGGAAGAGAGAGAAAAAAAACGAGUGCUCUGACUUAGAGAGAGAGAUGCCAGAGGCCUUAAGGAAGAAGAGAAGUACACACACACCACUCUGGUAUAAUGGAACUUUCCCCUCCAAGCUGCGACUAUUACUCUGUCUACUGCUGAGAAACCAUCCCAUAAUGUUACACGUGUUAUGUUGUGUCGUGUCGGACCCUGCUGUCAUGGUGAGGUAAUGUUUAUUGACUGCUGUCUGAGACUUGAGGUUAGCGAGGCACAUAUGUAACUGAAACAGUUCAAUAGUAUUACUUCAAUGGAGGAAUUAGUGGUGAGACUUUCUCCUUGCUUUAUUCUGUAUAGAGAUGGACAAUUUUUUUCAUCCCUAGGACUGGAUAUGACUAAAUGUUCGACUAAACUUUACUUAACUGUUAUUUACUUAUUAUUAUUUACAUAUUUCUAAUAAUUUCUAAUGAUUUGUAAGAUAAAUGUAUUCAUGUUAUUCAUAAUAACUCUCACUCUCUCUCCCCCCCCCUCCCUCCCUCUCUCCAGUCCUAGUCCCUUAUCCAGACAGCGGGCUGCCUCACCUGCCACUACUCCUAGAGCAAGACCUUCCUCCUCCUCUCCCAGCCCUGCUGCUUCCCCCAAACCUCCCUCUUCAGCCCGGGCUAGCCCCUCCACACCCAAGGCCCGGCCCAAGAGGACUAGGACCCCGGCCCGGGUGGACCACGGGCGCACCUCCUCCCCCGUACCCCUGGAGAGGGCCAGGGAGACCCGCGGCCGUAGGUCAGCCACGCCCGAGGAGCCCAAAGGCAAGAGUGAGUAUGCAGUAGCUAGUUAGUACCCCCAGGUGGAGGGUUAUGUGUUAGUACAGUGUACUCCUCUUACAGGGAUCACAACAGUGCAGGACAAUUUUAAAGGGGUUGAUCAGUGUAACCGCAUUCACUUUAAUUGGGGUGUAUUGUUUACGUUGUUGGAAUGAGUUCAAUUGUAACACUAGACGUGUAACUUUUGCCGAGCGUGAGACACUCCUUUUACUUUCAAUGAAACAUGGGCGUAAGCAGUGCAGUUCGCGACAGGCUUGCGCUGCUCAGUGUAAAAUUACGAUCUGGUUCUAUUUUCAAGAUUUCUAAGUAGCUCAUGCCCGGAACACUUGAUAAAGUGGUUCACGCUCUGCUCGCGUUGGCCAUAAGUUAAGCUUCCAGUGUAGCAGGUCAACAACCCACUGCUUUUGCAAUGCCCAAGUGUAGUUCCUGUAUUAUAUCACAUUUUAAGCCAGUUACAGUGAGGGAAAAAAGUAUUUGAUCCCCUGCUGAUUUUGUACGUUUGCCCACUGACAAAGACAUGAUCAGUCUAUAAUUUUAAUGGUAGGUUUAUUUGAACAGUGAGAGACAGAAUAACAACAAAAAAAUCCUGAAAAACGCAUGUCAAAAAUGUUAUAAAUUGAUUAGCAUUUUAAUGAGGGAAAUAAGUAUUUGACCCCUCUGCAAAACAUGACUUAGUACUUGGUGGCAAAACCCUUGUUGGCAAUCACAGACGUCAGACGUUUCUUGUAGUUGGCCACCAAGUUUUCACACAUCUCAGGAGGGAUUUUGUUCCACUCCUCUUUGCAGAUCUUCUCCAAGUCAUUAAGGUUUCGAGGCUGACGUUUGGCAACUCGAACCUUCAGCUCCCUCCACAGAUUUUAUAUGGGAUUAAGAUCUGGAGACUGGCUAGGCCACUCCAGGACCUUAAUGUGCUUCUUCUUGAGCCACUCCUUUGUUGCCUUGGCCGUGUGUUUUGGGUCAUUGUCAUGCUGGAAUACCCAUCCACGACCCAUUUUCAAUGCCCUGGCUGAGGGAAGGAGGUUCUCACCCAAGAUUUGACGGUACAUGGCCCCGUCCAUCGUCCCUUUGAUGCGGUGAAGUUGUCCUGUCCCCUUAGCAGAAAAACACCCCUAAAGCAUAAUGUUUCCACCUCCAUGUUUGACGGUGGGGAUGGUGUUCUUGGGGUCAUAGGCAGCAUUCCUCCUCCAAACACGGCGAGUUGAGUUGAUGCCAAAGAGCUCCAUUUUGGUCUCAUCUGACCACAACACUUUCACCCAGUUCUCCUCUGAAUCAUUCAGAUGUUCAUUGGCAAACUUCAGACGGCCCUGUAUAUGUGCUUUCUUGAGCAGGGGGACCUUGCGGGCGCUGCAGGAUUUCAGUCCUUCACGGCGUAGUGUGUUACCAAUUGUUUUCUUGGUGACUAUGGUCCCAGCUGCCUUGAGAUCAUUGACAAGAUCCUCCCGUGUAGUUCUGGGCUGAUUCCUCACCGUUCUCAGGAUCAUUGCAACUCCACGAGGUGAGAUCUUGCAUGGAGCCCCAGGCCGAGGGAGAUUGUCAGUUAUUUUGUGUUCCUUCCAUUUGCGAAUAAUCGCACCAACUGUUGUCACCUUCUCACCAAGCUGCUUGGCGAUGGUCUUGUAGCCCAUUCCAGCCCUGUGUAGGUCUACAAUCUUGUCCCUGACAUCCUUGGAGAGCUCUUUGGUCUUGGCCAUAGUGGAGAGUUUGGAAUCUGAUUGAUUGAUUGCUUCUGUGGACAGGUGUCUUUUAUACAGGUAACAAACUGAGAUUUGGAGCACUCCCUUUAAGAGUGUGCUCCUAAUCUCAGCUCGUUACCUGUAUAAAAGACACCUGGGAGCCAGAAAUCUUUCUGAUUGAGAGGGGGUCAAAUACUUAUUUCCCUCAUUAAAAUGCAAAUCAAUUUAUAACAUUUUUGACAUGCGUUUUUCUGGAUGUUUUUUGUUAUUCUGUCUCUCACUGUUCAAAUAAACCUACCAUUAAAAUUAUAGACUGAUCAUUUCUUUGUCAGUGGGCAAACAUACAAAAUUAGCAGGGGAUCAAAUAUUUUUUUCCUUCACUGUAUAUUUACAUAAUGACAUUAAGCUCUGUGAAAGCAAGGCCUGUCUUCAGUCUAGUUUCUCAAAGCUAUAAGGAAACAUCAACCAUCACUGGUGGACUUCCUGCCCACAGAUUGUUUCAAAUUAAAGUUAUGGUUUGAACAAUAUGGACUUACUCACUCACCCUAGAAACUUUAGAAUCAGGUAUAUUUUAUGCACUUGGCACAAAAGCCAUGAGAACACUACAUACCCAUACAAUUCUGUACCUUUAGAUUUUCCCCUGACACAAGUUGGAUUUUAAUGGGUCUGUUUUCUGUAGGUCUAUGCCCUGCCACGGCUGACUCAUACUUUACUUAUUUAGUUAUUUGUGGUUUGGCUCAGUCGUUCCCAUGGCUGAGAAGAAUGAACUUGAAACUCAAACUGGACAUAAGUGAAUGCGUGCGUACGUGCGUGCGUGUCAGUGCACCGUAACUCCGGCACAGCCAGAGGAUGAUUACCAUCAUAGUUAAUUAGGCACGCCGACAAAGCUAGCUUGCUAAGUGAGUUACACAGCUUCUCUUUCUUUCUCUCCUUCACACACAGUGAGGAACAGCAGAGGGGGUGCUAAUUACUGAAAAAUGCUAUAAUUACAAGUCUCCCAAGUUUACAGAAUCCAGAAAUGGCCAAAGUUUCCAUGCUUUGCCACUGUUUGAAUUAAGAACAUCACAGUGUGUCUCACAUCAAUCAAGACGAAUCUAGAUCAGAGGUCUAGUGUACUUGUCUUAGUGUAAUUACACAGUUUUAUCAAUGUUUCAGCUUAAAGAAGAAGAUAGUGUGAACAGUGAUUUGUCUUUAGAAAAUAGUUUAGUGGGACUAUUUACUUAUGGAGUUCACUCCAAGUAUCUCUUCAGAGAGCCACAGUGUCUCACCACAUGCAAUAACUCUUCUUAUUGUAUUUUCCCAUUCCUCUCCUCUUUUCCUGCUCAAUUCUCUCUCCAGGCUCCCCCGUUCCUUCAAUCGUGGUAUCCUCCGCUCCGGCCACGCCCCCUUCGCUGAGUACACCAAUCACAGCGGCCGCCGCCACUCCCUCUGAGGUCCCUCCUUCCGCCCAAUCAACCCCCAGUGCCCCUGCAUCAUCCCCAGCCCCAUCUGCCUCCCCGUCAGCCAAGCCUAUGGCGGGCACCAACAACCCAGAGGAGGCCGCCCGGAUCCUGGCCGAGAAGAGGAGGCAAGCCCGCGAGCAGAGGGAGAGGGAGGAGCAGGAGAAACGCGAGCAGGAGGAGAGAGAGAAGUGAGAAUCAUAUUAUCCUCAUUUACAGUACAUAAACCCACACUGGAGAGAGCCAGAGCAGCAUCCAGUCGGGUUGCAAAAUGCCUGAAAUUUCCCCAAUAUUUCCAGGUUUUCCAGAAAUCCUUGUUGGAGGAUUCCAGAGUUUCUGGAAUUUUGCAACCACCUUAUAUCCAUUAUCCUAUCUACUGUAAAGACAAUCGAUCUCUUACCAGCUUCAAAGAGACAAAGUGGAAGUAACCAUGGCAGCACAUCACAAUUUGAAUAAUUUCAAGUGUAAAGCGUCAACAUAUGGAGUACAGUACAGUUCUCCACGGUAUCAUAUGCAUGGCUGAAUUAGACCACUCAGUACUGUCUAUGAUACAGUAUGUGUGGUGCUCGUGUUACCCCCAGAGGUGUGGAGCUGUUGACAUUUGUGUAACGGCUUAAGUUGCCCCCCUCCGCUCAGGUUUAUGAGCUAAAAAGGAUUUCCCGUGGACGAGCCCGUGUCAGCCUAUUGUGCCAUGUUGACCACAGUUACUAUGUGACCACUGGGUAUUUAUAUCAUGACAGCUGUCAGGCUGGGCAAUGUCUCCUGUUGCUCUCUGUUCCUCUCCAUUUCACCAGCAGGCAACAAUUUCCUUUUAAAAUAGUUUCAUUUCCUGAUUGUGUUUCACUUUUUAUUUUCCUGACACAGCAAUUGCCAAUGUAGUACAAAGACAAAAGAUGCACUCUUUAAGAUAGAGUACACUGAUUUAUUCUAAAUCUAGAUGUUUACAUUUGUAAAUAAGCCUAUGUUUUGAUUGGUAUACUGGUUGGAUAGAGAGCCCCUGUCGAUACAUUAUAGGUAGGAUUGCUGAAUGCUUGUCGUCCUAUGCUCAGGGUCCUGCGAGAGGAGCGUAAGCUGCGGGAGGCGGAGGAGAGCAAGCUGCGGGAGGAGGAGGCGCGCCUCAUGGCCAAGGAGCAGCGCCUGAGAGACGAGGCCCAGCGUGUGGAUGAGGAGAAGGAGGCGCAGGAGAGAGCCAGGGCAGAGCAGGAGGAGAAUGAGCGCCUACAGAAACAGGUAAACAAGCACCGCCAACUGCCAGCGGACAGAGGGCGCUAGUCUACAAACACAGGGCUGUGUGGGUUGGGCUGUGUGGGUUCGUCUGUCCGUCCGCUUUUCUUAUUGUCCACCUGCUUUGUGACAGAGAGCCUUCUGUAACCUUAUCUGUAUUGAACACCCUCUCUGUCCCAUAUCACUACAUUAGCCAAGUUUGUCAUCUACCUGACCUCAUUUGGUACGGCAUAUCUCAUAACUAAACUUGUUUUGUAUAUUUGUUCAAUCACUUUCAACCUAUGUGAUUUGUCGUUAGCAUUGGUCAAUAUUUUCCCAAUGGCUGCAGACAUUGACAUUAAUGGCACAUUGAAUGGCCCCUUUCACUUUUCGGAGCGCAGCACAAAAGGCCUGAGUCUUAUUGACUCACCGUCGGCUUCCUGUGUUUACCAUGGUUCUACCGCCGUUGCUCGGGAGCAGUCGAGGUCAGUGAUCCCGACUAGCAGGAACAUAUGUCAGUCAGUGAGCCGGAAAACACUGUGAUUCACAGAAGUGUUUGUUUGCAGUGUCAACAGACUGUGUGAUAGGAGAUAGGAGCUGCCCCUGGGUUUGUGUGGAUUUUGUCCCUGUUUAAGUGGUUGUUUUCUCUGGCUGGCAACCCUAUGAUACCCUCUAGUGCGCCGUCAGUGAAGUGUCAUUCGUAGAGGCAGUAAUUAAUAAUGAUGUAUUUAAAAAAUACAGUAGCCUAGAAAGGUUAUUGUGUUCAAUGACAGGUUCAAUACCAUGACAAAAUUCUCACAAUGUUGAAAAUGUUCACUUCUACUACUACAAAAAGAUAGUAUUUCCUGUAGUUUUAUACAGUCACUAUCUCCCUCAGAUAACACAUAUAUAACAACACUAUUGGUGGUAGUAGCAUGUUAUUAGCCUUGUAGAAUCCAUACAAUUAAAUAGAACACUAGAAUGGACAUUGGCAUCCCAGCAAUGUGGCUAAAAGGGCGGCCGUCUUGGUCAGUAAUAUAAUGUAUCUCUAUGGUAACCCUUACGGAUUCCACAUGAAUUUCACGUGAUCCCAUGUGAAGUGUUCCAAAAACGCGUUUUCAUGUCAACAUGUUUUCAUGUCAUCAUCUUCUGUGAAGUUAAUGUGAUAACAUGUGACAACAUGAAACUACACAUGUGAAAACAUGUUUUUUUUCUGUAAGGGAAGAGCAUACCACAUUGUAAUCUGUAUGCUUUCCAGAGAGAGGAGGCUGAGGCUAAGGCCAAGGAGGAGGCCGAGAAACAGCGUCUGGACAGAGAGAAACACUUCCAGAAGGAGGAGCAGGAGAGACUGGAGAGGAAGAAGGUAAGAAAAGAUCCAUUCAUUCAUUCUACUCUACGUUAAUAUACCCCACCAGUGUCCUCUCUACCCUGGUACCCAUAUCUGUGUGUUCUGUAUAGCCAACUCCUAUCUAAUUCCAGCCAUUUUCAUGCCAAAGGAGUUGGCAAGACAGCACAAACAGACUGUUUGUACUCUAUUGGAAUUGUCAUGCCAAACAGACUGGCACCCGGACUACUGUAUUUCUUCUGUACUGCCUGUACAUAUUCCAAAGGUAUAAAGUGGAAUGUUUAGUAUACAUUACAGUAAGCACACACAGGGCCUUAUUCAAUCAAAACUGUUAUUAUUGUGGGAUCAGUCAAAAAUAACAUUGUUCUUGUAGCAACAUCAUUCUUCUUGGCAGCAUGCUUGAUUUAGCUUAUAAUAAUAUGCCAUUUAGCAGACGCUUUUAUCCAAAGCGACUUACAGUCAUGCGUGCAUACUUUUUUUUGUGUGUGGUUGGUCCCGGGGAUCGAACCCACUACCUUGGCGUUACAAGCGCCGUGCUCUGUUUAGCUUAUAAUUAAGUUUAUUUUUGUUUCUCUCUUUAGACAUGGAUUUGUUGAAUAUAAUAUCAACUCUCACAUUCUUGCCGCCAUAAGAAUGAGGUUUUUGGCUUAGCCUGGUUACUUAUUUUGAUUGAAUAGGGCUUACAGUCUCUGUGUGUGAGCGGGAAGACUAUAUACUAGGUAUAAGAUCUCAGGCUAUAUAUAAACAGUAAUGGUGGAGAGUGAGUCCUAACUGGGCCAGUUCAGUGUGCAGUCCAGGGUUAUGUGUUCUGCCCGCACCUUGUGUACCACCCACAGUGACACCAUGCUGCAGCCUGCUAAGUCUGCUCUCUCUCUCACUCUUGCUCUUUCUUUCACACCCUCUCUUUUUCUUUCUGUCUGUCUCUUGGCCUCCACCUUCAUCCCACUCUCUCCCAUUCUCUCUUUAUUUUCUCUCUAUUUCUCUACCCCUCUCUCUUUCUGUCUGUUUUUCUCUCUCUCCCUCUCGCCCUCGCUUUCUUUCCCUCCCUCCCCCGUCUCUCUCUCUCCUCCUCUCCCUCUUUUUUCCCUCUUAUCUGAGGCUGCCAGCCCAUGCAGCUCAGCUGGCCAAAGCAGCUCCACAUUGUGUGUUGAGCCAGGCUCUAGUGGUAUUACUGCACAAGAACAGCAUGUCCUCUACCCAAACCCGUGCUUAGUCACACGCCUCUAAACACUGCUCCACAGCUGCUCUUACAUACCUGACUGAGUGUAUUCUGUGGAUCACACACACACACACAGAAACGCAAGGACGCACGCUCGUUCACACACACACGAAUGCAUGGAGUGCACAUCCACAUGAACACAAGGACGCACACCGACACACACACACUUCAGUGGAGGCUGCUUAGGGGAGGACGGCUUAUAAUAAGUUAUGGAACGGAACACAUGGAAUGGAAUCAAACACAUGGAAACCAUGUGUUUAAUGUAUUUGAAUCCAUUCCACCAAUUCUGCUUCAGCCAUUACCACAAGCCCGUCCUCCCCAAUUAAGGUGCCACCAACCUCCUGUGACACUCCUGUGACACACACACACGGAUCACCUAACAAUAGCAUGUAUCACAACUCAACAUCAAAGCUGCCCUGCAUCUGGCAUAUCUGUAUGUUUUACUUAUGCCAGAUGCAGCAUCAUGGCUAUCUUGGACCAGGUAGGAGUUGGGUGUUGUUUUAGCUGUUCGGUGCCAACAAGGAGUCCAUUGAGAUUAAGUUACUGCACAGUUACUGUAUUACUCUGUGAUUCAACCCAUGGGGACUGAGCACAUAAUCUGCAUCCGCCAUCUUAUUAACAUUCUCAGUGUUUUCCCUCUCUCUGACCAUUGUCGUCUUUGUGCUCUCUUCCUUAGCGUCUCGAGCAGAUCAUGAAGAGGACACGCAAGACAGACGGAGGGGAAAAGGUACGUUUGUUGCGAAGGCACAAUGGCAAUGCACUUCACUCAAUUUAAAAAUACAUGUAACACGUGAUAAUCUAUCUCUCUAUAGAAAGACACCAAAUCCCCACCUCCCUCCCAAGUCAAUGGCAAAGAGGCCGAGAGCAGCAAAGGUAAGCAGAAAAUGAAAAGCAGCGUAAACGGCGUCCAUCUUUGUUCAUUAUAUCGCUCUUGUGUUCAGGAUAUUGAUGUUUGGACUCGGAGUCAAACAAUUAAUCUCAAUUAAUCCUGAAAGGAAAAUUAUUAAUUUAGAUUAAUUCAUCAAUGAUAUCCAGGGGGAACGGAUUCAAACAUCAGUGUGCUGUGUCCCAGGUCCUUUUCCAGCCUAUUUUUCACUGCCACAUUAAUGGAGAAGUUCAGCUCUAGAUACUGACUGGUUUAAUAAACUAAUUAAAUCCCACUGGGCACAGACGUCAUUUCAAUGUCUAUUCCACGUUGGUUCAACGUUGAUUCAACUAGUGUGUGCCCAGUCUGAUAAUUUGGCUUCUUUGAUUGGAUGGCUGUAUCAGUCUUAAUGUUAACUUUGAAACCUGUUCACUCCAAAAAUUAAAAAUGCAAAUCCCCAAUGACUUCAAUGUAUGAUUUAGGCCAAAUUCCAAGUUACAUACCCAUUACUCAAUGUAGGAUUUAGCCGACUGUGUGUUGCUUACGUUUAGGCCUGAUAUAGGAGUAAAAGAAGUAGCUCACUGAUCUAUUCCCUUCCACUUCCUAUAUAAUAUGAAUCUUGUUGAUUUAGAAGGCAGGGACUGUACUUCUACUUUUCCCCCCUCUCAGUUUAGCCAUUUGUAAGUACUAAAAUACACGUUUCGUAAGAGCUCUCAAACAAUAUAAACAUACAUAGAAACAUACACAGUCAAAAACAGUCAAUGUAAAUAUGCAGCAAAAUUAUCUAAUUAGAAUUAAAUAUGUAGUGCUGCUAAUAAAGUGCUGUAGUUACGAAUAAAAUGGAUAAGAGGAUAAAAGGGGUCCAUGAACAGUCCCUGUCCUCCCUCCUGAUAUUUAACAUGUUUGUCUGUGUUCCAUCGCCAUCUGGGUUGUGUUCCCUUUUCAUAUGAAGAGUAUUUAAUAAUAUUCUGAAAAUCACAGCCCAACGGCUUUUCAGCUUCUGGGAAUAUCUUAUGGCAAUGCAUUGCAUUGCUGGGUUGGCUUAGUGACUGUAAAUGGACCAGUCACGACAUUUAGCCCAUCAAUUAAAUUCUGUUUUAUUCAACCUUUAUCGUGGCCGCAGGGACAUUCACUGUGCAGCCAGAUGUACAUAAGACACAAUAAAUACAGUGUUCACAUGACAAAGACACACAAAUAUUACUCCUACUUAUACAACCCCAUCCCCAUUUGGCUAGAGAGAGACACACACACACACAUUUGCAGAUGAGUAGGAAAUGGGGAUAGGGGAUUUGAGUACAUGUGGCCAGGAUUCCAUAAUGGUGGAAACCAUUAUUGGAGGCACUGAUGUGGUUGGGAGUCCAGGCAAGUUGGGAGGCGUUGCUCCCCUCCAAUCAGGCCUUUGGACAUACUCAAACAAACACACACACGUGCGCGCACCCACACACAUGCUCAAAUACAGAUGCACUGACACACACACACACACACACAUACAGCCACAGCCCCAGUUGGUCUGAGUAUAGGGAGUGCUAAACACUGAAAGCCCCAGGAUGUAAUCAUGAAUCCAACACUGGUUGGAUCCAUCCUGCAUAUUGAGUUCUGUCUGUGCUUGCUUCAGGGUGGCCCUGCGAACUCUGUGUGUGUGGUGUCUGAGUGUGCGUGCGUGUCUGAGUGUGCGUGCGUGUCUGAGUGUGCGUGCGUGUCUGAGUGUGCGUGCGUGUCUGAGUGUGCGUGCGUGUCUGAGUGUGCGUGCGUGUCUGAGUGUCGUGCUGAGUGUGCUGUGAGUGUAUGAGGCUUUGUGUGGUGAGGGUCGGAGGGUGGUGUGACGUGCGGUCUGAGUGUGUGUAGUGAGUGUCUGAGCUGUGUGUGCGUGAGCUGUUGAGUGUGUCGUGAGUGGUGUAUGAGUUGUGUGUGAGUGCGUGUACUGAGUGUGUGUGAGUGUGAGUUGAGCUGUAUGAGGGUGUGUGCGUGCGUGUCUGAGUGGUGUGAGAUUGGUUUUAUUUGUCUGAGGGGUGCGGUGCGUGUCUGAGUGUGCGUUGAGGCGGUCUGAGGUGGUGCGUGCGUCUGAGUGUGCGUGCGUGCGUUGUCUGAGUGUGUGUGGUGGUGUCGUGUCUGAGGGGUGUGUGAGUGAGUGUCGAGUGUGUGUGAGUGUGUGUGCGUGAGUGUCUGAGUGUGUGUGCGUGCGUUGUCUAGUGUGUAGUGUGCGUGAGUGUCUGAGUGUCGUGAGUGCGUGUAGAGUGUGCGUGAGGGAGGUCUGAGUGUGCGUGCGUGCGUGUCUGAGUGUGCGUGCGUGUCUGAGUGUGUGUGCGUGCGUGUCUGAGUGUGUGUGCGUGCGUGUCUGAGUGUGUGUGCGUGCGUGUCUGAGUGUGUGUGCGUGCGUGUCUGAGUGUGUGUGCGUGCGUGUCUGAGUGUGUGUGCGUGCGUGUCUGAGUGUGCGUGCGUGCGUGUCUGAGUGUGCGUGCGUGCGUGUCUGAGUGUGCGUGCGUGCGUGUCUGAGUGUGCGUGCGUGUCUGAGUGUGCGUGCGUGUCUGAGUGUGCGUGCGUGUGUGUGCUUGCACAUUUGUAUGUGUGUGUGUUUUACAGUGGAUUUGAUUUGUUUUCCGCAGCCUCUGCUGACUACCAGCCAAGCCCAGAGGUCAACAAGAAUACAGAGAACGCCCAUAGUGAUGUGAGAGACAGGUAAGGUUCAAGAACCAUUUCCUCUUGUCCGAAAUAUCAUCUGUUAGAAAUAGCAAGCCAUGCACUAUUGUUAUUAGAAAACAAGCAAACCAGAAACCAGCAGUGUUGGAUGCAUUCUAAUCAAGACUUAUGCUGAUUUGUGUAGUUUCGACCCCACAAGAGAAAACAGAGAGAGCCUCAAGACAUAGGCCUACAGUAGAAAAGUAGAGAUAUUGUUUAUUUAGCUAUUUAAACAUGUUUUUUGUUUGUGAGAGAUAGUGUAAUAUAAGGUUUGAGGACUUCAGUUAGCCUCUGAGGGGAGACCAGGGUUGUAUUCAGUGAUGUGAAACGUUUUGAAUGUUGCAGAUAGAAUCGUGUCAGCUCUAUUUAUUAUAUUUCAAUCUAUCUGACAAUCAUUUCUGUUCUACACAUUUGUAGACAUUUCUAUCUACGUUAUAUCUACAGUAUAAUGUUACAUCCUACUGAACAGGCCCGAGGGGAAAAUCUGCAACUGAACCACUUGGGACCGUAGCCCUUUUGUGUUUAACCAUGUUUCACUCUCCAUCUCACCAUAACCAUCUCCCUCCCACAGCUCCACGGUCCAUGUGGUCAACGGUGUUCAGCCUGCCAGACACGAGAAUGGCCUGUCUAGCAAGGGGGACACCGCACACUUUGAGGAGAUCAUCCAGCUAGCCAAUCACGGCAACAGCACCAAUGUGGGGCGGGAGAAAUCAGAGAGUGACAUGCCCACUGAGCCAAUCCUGGCCUUUGAAAGUGAGGAGCCCUUCCUGAAAAAAGUGGGCCCCAUGAAGCCUCAGCAUGUCGCAGGUACAUAGACAGAGAGAGAGAGAGAGGGAACUCAAAGGGCCGGUUUCCCGGACACAGAUUAUGCUUAGUCUUGGACUAAAAUGCAUUUGAAUAGAGAAUCUCCAUUGAAAAUCUCCAUUUUAAACAUGCUUUUCAGUCUAAGACUAGGCUUAAUCUGUGUCUUUUAAUCAUCUGUGUCUUGGAAACCGCCCCCAAAUGACAACAUAACCUAAUAAUAUUAUAUCAGUUGUGCCAAUAUUUAUAGGGAUUCAAGCAAGGAAUCUUAUCUCAGUGUCCUUAACCCACAAAGAUUUAAGGGAUUUUUUUUACAGUGUUCUUAACUGUAGAUUAAGCUGGGGUUCAAUUACAGCAGUAAUAAUGGUCUCGCGUUCUACUCUGGCGGUUGACUUUUCACGUUAGGGCCAGGGUUCACAACAUGCCAUAAAGCGGCGCCAUGGGUUCGUAGUGUUGGCCUUGGCAACGAAGAGCCAUCCAACUGAGCCGGUCGGUUUAGUGCCGUCUCAGAUGCAAGUCGUCACUUGUGCAUACGUGAGUGUCCCUAGGGUAAAGGGUGGCAUGGGGAAUCCUCCAGCCCCCAGAGGGCCUAAGGGGACACGGAGGGGCGGUGGGGUAUCUUAAUACUGACUGCUUUCGCUCCCGGAGCUCCGGUCGCUAGGCUCAACGCCCAGUGUCGAAUUCCCUGAGUGUUGGGGAGCUAGCUAGCUGCCAGGGAUGGAAACAGGACCCCGGCCCAGUUAUGUACCCCCCUCACCCUCACCCCCCUCCCCACGGCGUGGUCAGCAUUACUGCCCUUCGCCCCUCCACCCUCCACCUAGGGCUUAGUCCCCACCUGCCUGCCUGCCUGCCUGCCAGCAGGUCAUAAAUUAUAUCCAAAGCAAACAGAAGAGGGUCACCCAGCUGCAGAGCUGCAGCCACACGAGCUCCGUCAAAAUUAACCACUUUAAUCAGAGUAAAUUCACUCUGCCACUCACACUUCAAGUCACAGUCUCAGUCUUUCACAAGUUAACAUCACAUUUCUAAUCUGCCCUGUUUGCAUACCCUGCACUCUUUUACCAUGAUGACUUGGAGGGGUUUAUGGCCGGGGGGCUGGGGGUUUGUGACUGGGGGGGUUUAAUGUAUCGACACUGAUUGAAUGUUACGAUGUAAUUCCAUAGAUUGGGAUUCGGGGACAUGUUUAUUUCUAAACAUACCACCGGAGCUAAUUCAAAUGGCGAUACUCAUGAGCUAGUGUGGUGGACCGUUUAGCUGCCUGACAGGUGCCUCCGUCAAUCUAUUGCUACUGUUAGCAUCAAUCACACUGUGUUGAUCACACUCGUAGCGCUAGCUCACUCACAUGAUGGGCGACUGAAUGGUCGUUGAUGGUCUGUCAUUCAUUAAAAGGAGUCAGGAUUCUGCCUGUAGCAUCUGCUGCUUGGUUUGAUUAGCCUCUUCAUUUCCCUAUAAAGCCUUAUGGGUUCAUUCCCUGCGUGACAUGCGCUCAGGACCUUUUAAAAAUGUAGUAUUAUUGCCAGGUCAAGGGUUUAUAAGCCUUGUCAUUAGCAGGGUCAGUGAGGGUGGGUCUUCCUUACACAUUUACAAAUACUCAAAUUGGCGACCAUUUUGGCUCACCAUUCAGAUGGCGCAUUCAGAACGGCUCAAAAUGGACACCAUUUUGGAUCUCUGGUGUUUUCCCUUGUUGUUGUGUGGUGUAUCACUGUGUUGAAACUGACCCUCAUCUUGUCCUCUCCGUCUAUUAUCUCUCCAGAGGUCCUGUGAGGUGUGUGCCACUCACAAAGGCGAUUCUUGGGCCCCCCCCCCCCCCACCUUCCCAAACCCAGCCUCCGCUCGUAUGGGUAGAGAGCCACCCUCUUCCCGAAGGGGCACAUCCCCUAUGACCUGUGCCAAACCAAUCACAGAUUGCUUUCUAGGCCCCAAAAAACAUAAACUUUCCCUGGGAAAAGGGCCGAUGAAGAAGAAGAAGAAGCAACAACUCUGCAUUCCGCAAAAAAAUACACAAGCAAAAUACAAAACAGGAUAUGACGUCAUCACCACCCGACAGGGUGCAUCAGUGUUACCAUUUGUAGAUGGUAGAAGAUAUCACGGCAUCAAUUCUACCAUAACAGUAUCAUCCAUGGUAGAUUUCAGCAGCCCUGAGGGGGAAAAAUACACAUUUGACACUAAUGAGUAAUUGUUGUUAUUAUUAUGAAAAGAGAAGUGAGUUGAAAGAGAAGUGAGUUGGCUUUUUUGUUUCUAAUGUUUAGUUUAUUUAAGUUGAAGAGAAAUGUAAGGACUGGGUACAGUUUUAUGUGAAUAAUGUAAAUGAAAUCUUGAGCAUUGGACUAAAGGAGGGAGGGGUCUGUGGAAUAAAUUGUGUAUGAAUUUAUGAAAGGAAGCCCCCUUUCAAGGUUUGCCCAGUAACUAAUAUGUAUUGAAAACAUAAUGAUAUGGUCUCUGUAAACAUACUUGUAAAUGUUCUGUAAAUGGCGCUUCGCUGCAAAUAGAAUGUCUCCAAAAUACUGAAGAAGACGUUUGACAACAUUUUGACAAUGUAAAAAUUACGUUGUUGGAGCACAGCGUCAGCUGUCUCCAAGGAGUGCUGUGUCGACAGGUUUUCUGUUUGAACUGUUCCGCUCCUCAAUUAUGAUUGAUUGUACUCUGAACUGGAUAUAAAAAUUAACAAGGCAUCAGUUGAACAAAAAACACAUGGGUAUUCCAGAUUCAGGAUUGGUAAGCCUUGGGUGAAAUCAGUGAUCCGUUCAGUUUAAUCAGUGUUGAAACAGAAUGUACACAAUGGCAUCCCAUCCCACCAUUUAAAAAAUCAAUAUGCAGUUUUGUUUUUUUCUAAACCUGAGCAAGAAGCAUGAUAUGUUGCCACCUCCAUUGAGAUUCCACAGAUUCUAAUGUGUUUGAAAAUGAAAUGCUGGUGUGUGUAUAUGCUAUAAAUAUAUUUUGUUGUGUGUUGAAGGGACAGUGGGAGUAUCAGAGUCUUAUUAAAGAGAAAAUUGUUGUCUGUGGUUUAGUUUUCCAUGGUUUGUUUAUGUAUGUCUUUGUCUAUUGUCUCGCCACAAUCCAGAUGGAUGAGAUUUGGAAUUAUUUUUAGGUUGAAUGUGCUCAUUGAUUCUCUCAAUGUCCGUAAUUUAUCAGAAACAGACAGACGGAUAUCGAACAAAGAGCAUGAUGUUUCACCGAGUAUAACAGUUAGGAAAUAUUUCCCCCUUUUAAGCUGGCCCUCAAAGUCCAGGGCCAACUGUCACGAGAAUGUCUAUCUCUAAUUCAACCUAAGCUUGAAUAAUUACCAGGGGUUGUAAGGCCCUGGUUUUAAUCAUAAAUGAUUCAAGGUCCACAACCAGCAAGAAUGAUCUGUAUUUUUAUUCAUGGAGAGCUCUGGCGCCAAAAACCCAUACAUACUGUUUUAUACCCCUUGAGGCACUUUGCUCCGCCCACCUUAUUAUUCUUAAAUACAAAUUAAUCUAACACCAACUUAUUUAGACACGCUGUUGACAAACUGAGCCUGAGCAACAAAAUACAAUGCCACACAACCACCAGAAAACCAGAUCUGGAGAUGGUUUUGAGAGAGAUAGAGACUAUCUUUUAGGGGGGUACAGUGACUUAGCUCAGCUGUCUUUUCCCAAAACCCAGUGGGUGUCCAUGCCUCCCAUGCCCUUACCCCAUCAGCCCCCCACUGCUCCCACAUUCUGGUGGUGAGAGGGGGGCUGACAAUGUUGAUGAACACUCGCCAUUUGCUGUUUGCCAUUCGUUUUUCUUGCAAAGCAGCUGGACUCUAA
Messenger RNA from Coregonus sp. 'balchen', 48663 nucleotides. Lineage: Eukaryota; Metazoa; Chordata; Actinopteri; Salmoniformes; Salmonidae. The record is from the annotation of a GenBank genome assembly.